Molecule: messenger RNA, 70851 nt
Organism: Pelobates cultripes (western spadefoot toad)
Lineage: Eukaryota; Metazoa; Chordata; Amphibia; Anura; Pelobatidae
Source: the annotation of a GenBank genome assembly
AAAUCAGCAACGCAGAAUUUUAAACAUUUUCAUUAGGUUAUUUAGCUGCAAAAGAGCUUGGAUACUUACCUUGAAAUGGCCAAGAUAAUGUAUUUCUUAACCGUAUUCUUUAUUAUUCUUCAUGUACCUGGUAUCUUCACUGAACAAGGUAUUGUAAUCAGUUUUAUUUAAUAUGCAUAGAACAUUCGAUGAAAAUUCCAAACUAAUUUGCCUACAUUUUAGUGAUGAAAAUGAAUGGGGUUAUGUUCUAAUUUAAGAAUUUGUGUAUUUUAUGCAAAACUAGAACAUUUGAAAAAUUAUUUGAAGAUAAGAUUUUACUUUCUCUCGUCAAUUCCCCACGAAUCUUGGUUUAGCAAAUAAACCCAUAACUACUGAAUAUAUUAACUUGUAACAUAUAAGUUACAAUAUUGUUUUGUGAUUUAUAUCUUCUGUUGACUAGUUCAUAGGUAUACUAUCAGUAUGUGCAAUAAUGAAAACUAACUACUAAAGAUUGGAUAAAAUUGUACAUAUAAAUAAUGUACAUUGCUGGAACAGUUUAAGAAAAGUAAUAGCUGAGCGAACUCCAUGUGAUAAAUUGACUGUUAAAUUAGGUAUGUGUAAUUGCCCACACUCCAGAGGAAAUUCAGAUUUAAAAAAUGUCAGUGUGGUUAAUAUACAAGUAAGUCCAAAACCAUAUUAUCACAUAGAAGACCAAAAUAGUGCAAUGGAAGGCUGUUAUUUCUUUAACCCCUUAAUGACACAACUUCUGGAAUAAAAGGGAAUCAUGAUGGAAUAUUUCCAUCAUGUGUCCUUAAGGGGUUAAUCAGUGAUUUUGCCUUGUGUUUUGGAAGCAGAGUCAUAAAUCUAUGUGGCUAACAAUAUAAUUUCAGCUUUUUUAAAGUCUCAGGGCCCCAGAUGUAUUUAUCUUGAAGAGAGGGAUAUGCCAUGAAGUCUCACAUAUAGGUUAUGAAGUGUCGGAGAGUGCAAUUACUCUGUAUGUGGGACUACAAUUAAAUAGACAUAUUAUAUUUGUUAUAUAUUAAUAUUAUUAUAAAAUAUUAAAGGCGACAGUAAGUUAGUUGGUUGUGUAUGAAGCAAUUCAGAAAUAAGUGAAACAUAAUUAUACAUAUUUGUGUGUAUAUACAAUUAUGUAUCUGUUCAAUGACCAGAUCACGUUUUAAAAUUGAAAAUCUGUAUGGUGCAGCAUUGUGUUUUCACACUUUGCAGUAAUACCGUUGCACAGUAUGAAACUGUUGGGUUUUUUAUUAAAGUGAGAAUUGUCAGUAAUUCAAGUAGAUUUACAAUUGAAGGUCAAAGUAGCUGAACUGUAACAUUUCUUCCAAUUUGGUGACUUUGUCCUUAAAAUUCACUAUGAAAACUAAACAAAUUACUCACUUUAGAAAAUAACCCUAUCUGUGUUGCAUGGCGUGAAUCUCAGCACAGCACCAUGUCAUAUAUAACGAGAUGGAUGGGAGUUAUACUGCUAAUAUAUCAGACAAUUUUUGUAGCUAGGGCUAGUUUAAGCGGCGAUAGGAGAUAGAAUUGUGAGACUUCUCGCAUUUAACCUAAUUGCCUGAAUUCUUAGAUAGCAAGAGAUAGCUUGAGUGGUCAGGCUUAAAAUUUAUUUUCUGAGAUAAAUUAGGAACUACACUAAAUCCUAUUACUCUGAACCAGGGUGCAGACAUACUAGGACCCAGCACCAGAUCCCAAGUACAAUUUGCAUUAAACAGAGAAAAGUUCAGGCACUCCAAGAUUCAAGAAGGCAAAUUUAUUAGAACCUCGUAACAGAUAGCAGCAACGUUUCGCCCUGUAAGGUCUUUCUCUGAGCUUGAGAAACCUUACAGGUCAAAACGUUGCUGCUAUCUGUCAUGUAGUUCUAAUAUAUUUGCCAGGCUGAAAAUGUAUGGCCAUAAGAAGCUAAGCUGGGUGUUGUGGGCCAUGUGUAUAUAUUUUAAGGGACGUGUGUGUGCAUGUGCAUAUAUUUUUCUAAUUGUCUCGAAUCUUGUGGGCUAGUCAGUAGCAGAAUAUAUACAAACACACAUAUUGAUACUCUCUAUAUAUGCAUUAGAAAUACAGAACCCCCUAAGUGGCCCUGGCCCCAUACACCUAUAUUGGUUGUACCCCUUGAUAGCAGCCUUGAAUGGGGUAGCAAAGCAGUACUUAAAUGAUUAAGGGAUGAGUGCUGGUAUAGACUAUGAUAUUUAGAUACUGUGAAGAAAGGUGAUAUGAUGGAGGGAAGUGAUAUGAUUAAUGUGUAAGUGGAGAAUUAUUUUUGGGCUUAUGAGGAAGUGAUUGGAUAGUGAGAGGGAGAGCUAAGGAAAAUGUGUUUUGCUAAGAAAGGCAGACAGUGAUGAAUGGAUUGAAUGUUAAUAGAGGCUAUGUUGGGGAGGAGUCGGCUAUGAUGAAAGGAUGCUCAGAAAGGCUAUAAGAAAGGUUAGAGUGUGGAAGGUCCAUUGUAUCGGUGUGGCUUCAGGAGAGGGGUUUUGGUAAGUGGGGCAGCUCUAUAUCAUUCAACCUAAACAGCACAAUGUCUAUAGUCAAUAGUUAGAAUGAUAUUAUAUGGCUGAGGUGUACUAAGGUGCAAUGUUUUUGGAUGUUUUGAACAUUUCCCAUAUAAUUUAAUUGAGUUUACAUUAAGCAGGGAUAAGUAACCUCUGGGACUCUAGAUGUUGUGGACUACAUCUCCCAGCAUUAUGGCUGUAAUAGCAUUAUGGGAGAUGUAGUCCUCAAGAUCUGUAGUGACUAUGGUUGCCUACACGUAGAGCAAUAGUUUUUCAACAAAGUGGUCCUCAAAGUGAUAUGAAAAGUAUUAAUAUGAUGUUUUGUUUCUUAUUAAAAAAACAUGGUAAUGCAAGUAGCAAUAAACAAUUUCUACAUUAAAAUUUCAGGUGUGCCAUUUAUCUGUGCGUUUAUCUUGCUACUACAAAUAACAUUCCAUUGUGAUGUGGUCCUUCUGAUCCAGCACUUUUAAUCCAACUUUUUUAACAUUUUGUUUGUUUUUUUUACUCAAUCUCAGACUGUGGAUAAUUAGGCAAUUUUACAUUUUAGAAAAGUUAGCCAAUGUAAUUCCAGAGACAAUAUAAAAAUCUGCCUUUGACUGGUACUUUUUUUCUACUGCUUUACCAGUCUAUAUUAAAACAGAACACAUUCAUCUGUGCAAAAAUCAAUCUUCAAGACGUUUCACACCAAUAAUAACAAUCUAAUUAAACUAAAAACUAGCAAACUACAACUGUAGUGUAUUCUACUAAUAACAGCGCUCAGAACAUUCCAAUGAUGGCUAAUAUUAAAAAAUGUUCCAGUAGAGUUCUUUACAUUGAAAAUUGCCUUUCGGGGCACUCUUUAAAUCUCAAUAUUUGCUAUUUUUCCAAUUAAAAAAAAUAAAACCUUUUUAGAGCAGUUUUUUUUUUUUUAAAGAAUAGGGCACAUUAGGCUAUAUGCUUUAUUUCACCAUAUAAAUACACACAUAAAUAAGUCAAUUAUUUUGUUGAUAGCAUAUGUGUUCGUUUUUAACUUAUUUUGCUGCUUUGAAAUCAUUUUUACAUUUUUUCGCUGCUUUUGAACUCGCAAGGUUAUGCAGCGCAUCUAAAUGUUUUUUCGUGAUGUUACAGCUAGAGUUCCCUACCUCUAAUUGACAUUCUUUUUUUUCUUUCUUUUUUUACUAGUAAACCUCUUUAUGUAUAUCCAUCUUGUUCUUUGUUAAAUGCUUUUAGGUACAUGCACAAUUUUUCCUUCUUGAUUUAUCAUCUUUGCUUCAAAUUAAACAAAUGCAAGACUUCCAUUUUUUCUUAUGUAACAUUAUGAAGAACUUACAUCAUUCAAGCACCCCUUUUUUUAUGGAUUUUUUUAUACUUGGUAAUCAGAUAUAUUUUUAUUCGUGCUGAAAUACAUUUUAAACCAUUAUGUGUACAGUUUGGGCCGAAAGAAAUCCCCAAGUCAAAUAUAAAGUAUCACUAGCAGAGCACCUGAUACGAGACCUCUAUAAUUAUUCAGAGCUGCAACAGUAGGCCACACAACGUUACAGUAAUUUUUGCUAAUUGGAAAAUUAAUAAUAUUCUUCUACAUGUAUGGGCUAAUCAGCUUGAUUUCAAAUCAAGAAUUUUCAACUACAGCAAUUCUAAAGUGGACAUUCUUUAUAACACCUUCCUUAUGAAAUCAUCUUUCUGGUAUUGAAUUAAAUUUUUUGAAAUAGUUUAUGAAAUGGUCUGGAAUAGUUUUAAGACACUUGCUUUAUUAGCAUUCAUUCCUUGUUCUGAAUCAGUUCAAGACACUCUGCUAUGCUAAUCACAGUCUUCAACCCCCAAAAAACAAAACCCAAAGAACAUUUAGCAAUUCCAUCAUUACACCAUUAAUCAUUUAAUGGGCAAGAAAGCAGAAGACUUGAAAUGACCUUAAAAAAAACGCUCCUAAAGUAGUAAAUAUAUAUUUUUUAAAAACACAAAGAUAAAGCACCGCGCUUACAGCAGCAGUAGCUUAGUAUCCAACAGCUUAAAAUACAUAGUAAAAACAAAGAGAACGUUACCUGCGCUCUGGCCUAAAUCCCCAUGUACAUUUAAACAAAAUGGAGGCUCUAGUUUUAUUCCAAUGGCCAUUUGAAUAUAUAAGCUCACCUGCCACAUCAAGGCAAGCCUCAAUAGGUGAGUUCCUACACUAGCCAUUAGAUAUGCUGAUACCAGCCAAGAAUCUCCAGUAAGACAGGAAGGGGUAUUUUAUAAACCCUUUCACAUUUAACCCUUUAUAGGGCUUCUACACAUACAAUAAACUUUGCUGGUAUCAGACAAAGAGUAAACAUCUCUAAUGAGACAGGAAGGGGUAUUUUAUAAACCCUUUCACAUUUAACCGUUUAUAGGGCUUCUACACAUACAAUAAACUUUGCUGGUAUCAGACAAAGUGUAAACAUCUCUAAUGAGACACGAAGGGGUGUUUUAUAAACCCCUACAUACUUAACCCUGAAUAGGGCUAUAACACAUACAAAUCACCUUGCUGGUAUCAGCUAAAAGGCAAAUUUCUCUGAUGAAACAGGAAGGGGUGCUGCCCCUACAGCCUUAUAAACUCUUAAUAAGACAAACGUGGAGAGGCUGGCAGCAAUGUAACAUAGCUGUGUGAUACAAAAUUCAUAUACAAACACAAAGAUAAAGCACCGCGCUUACACCGCGCUUUGUGUACAUGGGGAUUUAGGCCAGAGCGCAGGUAACGUUCUCUUUGUUUUUACUAUAUAUUUUAUAAUGAAGAUAAAUUAUUGGCCGAUAUAUUGGCUCAGGGUUUGUGAGCAUAUUGGUAUUAUUUAUUAAAUAUACCUUAUAUACAUCAGACUGUACUACGCUAUUUUUCCUCCUAUACCUAUUACCUAGGACUUUGUACCUGGAGAAAAUUUGGACGAAAAGGAGGGGAAGGGUCGCCUCUAUGGACCCUAAGGCGCAUAUACUUGAGCUAAUACAUUAUCUCAGAAAAGUGUGAGUGAGUUACCUAUGCACUUUAUUUCUAUCUACGUUUUGUAUACAGGUUACACUAUGUUCUGUAUAUUUGUGUUUUUUAUUUAAGGUAAACCAGAAAACAUUGGGACUAUUCAUAAGUAUAUAUAACCCAUCAAGGUAUAGCAAGGUUUUCUUUUAUUCAUUUUUACACAUCCACUAUUAUAGAGCGCUACACCGAUACUUCUCACUCCUCCACCAUUUUCCAAUAGAAAGAUAAGCACGGUGGUAUAGCAGCUCAUAUCAAAUCUGUUUGGUAUAAUCUUAAUCUAAAAUUAUAUCUAGAAGCGCUUGUACUCCCCAUCUUCAAGAUAAAUUAUUUAUUUAGCUACUUUAAAGGGCCACUCUAGGCACCCAGACCACUUCAGCUUAAUGAAGUGGUCUGGGUGCCAGGUCCAGCUAGCAUUAACCCUUUUUUCUAUAAACAUAGCGGUUUCUGAGAAACCGCUAUGUUUAUAAUAGGGUUAAUCCAGCCUCUAGUGUCUGUCUCAUUGACAGCCCCUAGAGGGCUUCCGAGCUUCUCACUGUGAUUUUCACAGUGAGAAGACGCCAGCGUCCAUAGGAAAGCAUUGAGAAUGCUUUCUUAUGGACUGGCUGAAUGCGCGUGUGGCUCUUGCCGCGCAUGCGCAUUCAGCCCAGGAGGAGGAGAGUCCCACGCCCGGCGCUGGAGAAAGGGGUAAGGUUAACGCCUUCCACCCCCUAGAGCCCGGAGGGAGGGGGACCCUCAGGGCACUAUAGUGCCAGGAAAACGAGUAUGUUUUCCUGGCACUAUAGUGAUCCUUUAAGAGCUGUUAUGAUUUUGCUUGCUUCCUGUCCACUGUUUCAGUAGAACCUUUUCCCAAGAUUUAUGAAUAUUAAAGUAUUGUGGCGCCUAUCUUCCAGUCUCACUGUGCUUCCGUGCUUUUUUAAUGUAAUUGGCCCUUUUCCAGGUAGUACCUUGGUACAGUCUCUCUGUUAGCACAUAGUAUAGAUAAUUGUUUUCUGUACUUUUAUUUAAGCUAUAACUAGGGCUAUUGUGCUAAGCAUAUGUUAACUAAUGAUGCAGUAUAAGCGUUCUGUUUGGGGAGAAAAAUAUAUUUUCUAGAAACAUCAACAUCUCAUAUUCAUUCACUAUUCGCAUAGUUACCACUAUGCCCACUCUUUCAGUUUUUGUUCUCCUUGCACUUAGAACUUAUAGUCCAACUAAUAUGGCUCAACCAGGAGAUCUCUGACUUUAAAAUCCAUCAGAACACCUUUAAACAAGUGAAUUAUGAAGAUUAAGUGCAUUGCAUGCACAUCUUUAAAGGGACACUAAAGUCACCAAAACAACUUGAGCUUAAUGAAGCUGUUUAAUGUAUCGACCAUGCUUCUGAAGUUUCAUUGGUCAAUUCACUGUCAUUUAGGAGUUAAAUCACUUUUGUUUCUGUCCAUGCAGCCCUAGCCACACCUCCCCUGGCUGUGACGGACACAGACUCCAUAAAUAAAAAAUGGUUUUAUUUUCAAUCAGAUGUUAACUUUAAAAAAAAUGUUUUAAUCUCCUGCUCUGUAAAUUAAACUGUUAUUGCAUACAGGAGACCCCUGCAAAUUAUAGCAAGCUAUUAACAAAGCAGGAGAUACAAAACUUCUAAAUUAAACAGAAUUUGCAAUAAAGUAAGUGUAAACUGUAGGCUGUGCAAGUCACAUGCAGGGAGGUGUGACUAAGGCUGCAAAAACUUAUUGAUUUAACUCCUAUAUGGCAUAGAAUUGAGCAAUGAACGCAUGACGAAUGUUGAUCAAUCGUCUUAUUCUCCUGUGUAUAUGUGAAAACAAAUGUUACGCACUGUUUGAAAUUGUAAUGACACACCAACAGAGGCCUGCAAGUCUUAACCUGCUUUAUUCUUUUAACUUUGACUCAAAGUAAAAAUUUCAAUAAAAACUGAUUUACAAAAAAAAAGAAUUGAGCAAUGAGACUGCUGUACACCAAAACUGCUUGAUUAAGCUAAAGUUGUUUUGGUUACUUUUAGUGUCCUUUUAAGCUCCUUACUGGUUCUUUUCACACCUUGUUCAAAGUGUUAGGUUAAAAACGUAAUAAAACAAGCCAGUAUUUCUCACUGGAGGCUCACACCACAACAGUAGUAAACAAUUAAACCCAAUCUAUCUAUUUAAAUGUGCCUCUCACAUUUCUUAACUAGAAGUAAUAAUACUUGUUCACCCUUUAAGAUCUUUACUAUAAUCAAUUACUGCAAAAUGUAUACAUAAUAAUAUGUAUAUAUUUUACAGCACACUGUUUGGACUAUUGAUUCAGUUUCCAAAUCUGGAUCACAGUUCCGAAAUUCUAAUAAACCGAACAGACAUAUGGCUAAAAUUUGAGUGUCUUGAAAAAUGUCCUAUUUUCAGAAAAAAUGGUUGGACUGAGCCAAAUUGUCUCAUCGUUCUGUGGGUCCACCUCACAUCAGGUAGUGGAAAAGUGUUUUGUUCUCAACAUAACUGACAAACCAAACCAAGAUGGUGGAGCAUGACAAAUUGUGACAUAAUUACCUACUAUACUUAUAUAGAGAUACAGAUUAAUGUAUAUUCUAGCAUAUACCAUAAAAAGGAAAGAAAAAAUAAAUAAGAAUAGUGUAAUUCUGUGAGAGAUCAAUCAGCCAGUGAUAUUUGGUGCCAAUGGACUCCCAGAGUAACUUAUCUAAAUGUCUCUUGCUCUCCUAAAGAGCCACACACCACUUUCAGCUCCAGUUAUGCUAUUUUUCCACCUUGUUUUGGUGGCUGUCACCUUUGCUGCCCUGUUGUGUAUUUGUAUCCCACCACCUGAAAUAUACAAGUAAAAUACAGUGUCACAAAAUUGAUUUUUAUACCUGUUACGUAAUGAUAUGCUUUUGUUUGAGAUAGUAAAGAUGGUCUGGAACUACUAUUUUGGUUGAGAUUGUUUUGUGAUCCUUUGUUGGUAUAUCUAGAAAAAUCACUUCCGUAGCUUUGAUGGCUUUACAUAGCAUGGCAAUUUUUUAAAAUAAAAUUGUAAUUAAUACAUACGGUUUAUGGCAGAAUUUUACAAAGUUUACAUUGACAUCUAGUGGAAAUUUUCAGUACUGCAUGUUUUUAUCAAGAAAUAGUUAUCACGGGUAAAGUAUAGUACCAGGUGUGCCCAUAUCCAGAAUGUAGUUCUCCAGCUACCUGACUAUUUAUUACUCUAUAAUGUUAACCAGCAAACAUGAGUGGGCAUAUCAACAGGAAUUCGCAUCAAGCUCCAUGCAAAUUGGCAGUUGCAGUUUUAGGUUAAGCUGAACUUGACAAAGUGAAGCUAAAAGUACAAUGUGGCAAAUAAAAACAUCAACUUAACCGUCCAUUCACUGUUAAUAUAAUCCACCAAACUACCAUUAUAAUAAUAAGCAAGUUUAAAAGAACUCAUUGUUUAACAAUAAACCCCUCAAAAUCUGACAUGAUUUCCUUUUUGCAUCUUUUUUUUUUUUACUUGUUUCUAUGUUUCACAGCAAGUCUAGUUUCAAAUGUGUCAUUUCAACAUCUCUGCAGAAUUUAACACUUUUAAGACUAUAUAUAGUAAAAAGAACAUCACUGUGAUUAAUUUAGAACAUACUAACAGAAUUAAUUUUCUUGCCAUAUGUUUUUCCACUAUCAAAUAUUAGUUGGUGCAGAUGAACUAUAGCAACAGGGGUUAGUUUCUGAACAACAAUAGUUGUGGUUUGUUGUAUCUUUGAUUCCUUUUUCAGUUUUUAAAUAUUUAUUUUGUGCAUUAACUAUUUCAAACUUGAUUGUAGAGAUUACAAUCGUAUUCUCUCUUUAUCUGUGACUUAUUGGUUUUGUGUUUUACUACAAUAACCACAUAUAUAUUUUCAUGGACUAAUUUUCAAUUUGUAUCUGAAUGGACAUUUUUGCCAACGUUCCUUAAUUAUGUAGAUCAGGGGUAGGCAACCUUUUAGCAGCACUGUCCCGAAAUAGGAUUGUUAUGUCCCGUAGUGUGUGCUGGUCCUAUUUUUUUAAAUUGAGGGGUGUAUGUUGCCGUAUUCUGCUUGUGUUAUUUAUACUGCAGUUGAUUUGUAUUGUUGUAUUUGUGUGUAUAUGAGCUAUAAUAUUGUAUAUGUUCAUGAGUAGAUUGUGGUAUCGUGUAUGAUACCUAUGAAUUUGGGCUGUGUAUGUGGGCUGCUUGUGCAAUUUUGUGUGUGUGGAUGGAUUUGUCACAUUGUGUGUUUGGUAGUGUGUGUAUGUGUGGGACUGUUUGGGGUAUUGUAUGUAAGAGACUGCAUGUAUGUGGAUUGCUAGUGGUGUUGAGCUUGUGAUGAUUUUGUGUAUGUUUGUGUGCGGGCUGUUUGUAUUUGUAUGAGGGGAGGGUUUUUCUGCAUUUCUGUGUAUAUCUAGCAGUGUGGGCAGUGGCGUACACACAACCCAUGACCCCCCCUCUCUAAAUCCCCCCUUCGACAGACACACACACAUACAUACAUACAGAGACACACACACAGACAGACAGAUACAGACACAUACAUACACACACGACAUAUACAUACAUACAGACAGAUACAGACACAUACAUACACACACGACACACACAUACAAAGACACAUACAUACAAACAGACAGACAGGCACACAUAUAUACAGACAGGCACACAUACAUACAAAGACACAUACAUACAUAUAAACAGACAGACAUGCACACAUACAUUCAGACAAGACAUACAUACAAACAGGCACACACAAAUACAGACACACACACACACACACACACACACACAGACACACACACAAGACACAUACAUACAUAAAAACAGACAGGCACACAUACAUACAGACAGAUAGACACACACACACAUACAUACAAACACACACACACAUACAGACACACACAAGACAUGCAUACAAAGACACAUACAUACAAACAGACAGGCACACAUACAUACAUACAUACAAACACACACAUAAUAUUUAAGUAACCCUCCUGUUUCCUACCUUUUAAGUGCAGGAGGUUGACUUUCCCUGGGGUCCAGUGGUGGCUCAGGUUGAUGGUAGUCAGAGUUCCCACUCUGACUCCCUCCCGCGCGGGCUCUCAGUGAUAGCUGGGAGGAGUGUUGGGGAGUCACCUCCUCCCAGCAUGUGAUGAUCAGGUUACAACUGACUUUUUCACAUUAACUUUCCUAGAUUUAACUAGGAUAUUCUCUGGAUCAAAUGGCUUUAUCUAUAGCAGCUAAGAAAGUAUUAUGGUUCUGUUUCUGGGAUGAUGACUCAUCCUCCAAGUCUGCCCUCUACACCAUUCUAUGUGAAGGGGUGGUGCUGUUUGGGAAAACUUUGAAUAAUUCCAUUGAAAAGGUGAAUGAGGGCUGCAAGAUAUUUGUACCUCAGGACGGAAGUUCCAAUGAUCCCAGCUCCUCAUAGUCUGACCGGAGAACCUCCAGUGACCAGUAUUUCUGAGAUACAUGGUGUUACUGACCCUGCAGGGUAUACUCCAGAGGUAACUGCAGUUGGUAAACCUGUCUUUCAAGGUUCUAAUAGAGCUAUUAAGCAGUCGUUUUGCUCUUCAACAAUGAACAUGUCUCCUCAAGUACUAGGAGCCUAAUUUUUUUGAUCACACAUACCUGGGCUCGUCAUACUCUGGAGGCUUGAGUGGUAUCCAUAGUCCAGAUUGAUAUAGACUGGAGUUUUUUCUUCAGGCACAGGAAUCUCCAUACCAACAAGAGUAUUAAGACCAAUGAAUCAAAAGGUAAAGCACUGAAGGAAGAAGCAUUCUGGACAAAGAGGUGAUUUUUUUUAGGUCCCAGAACAAGAGCAGUUCCAGGGACAAGUUUCACCUCUCUUCUGGUGCUAAGAGGAAAAGCACAUGGAAGCCUACACUGGACCUAAGAGGGGCCAACAAGAGGCUGAAUGUCAGAGUCUUUGGGAUGGAGUCAAUCAGAUCCAUAUCUCAAGCAAUCUGGAAGGAUAAUUUCCUUACCUCUAUAUAUCUCAAGGAUGCUUAGUUGCAGUCCAAUCUGCAGAGAUCUUCGGCAUUAGUUUAGAAGAGAACUUCCAAGUUAGUGCCCUACCAUUUGGCCUCAAUGCGACCUCAAGAAUCUUUAUAUGUGCUUAUAGUGUUAUUGAGAGUCCAGAACUCCACCUGGUUCCAUUAUCUGGAGGAUCUACUUCUGAUAGCCUUAGACCCUCAGAAGGCAGGCACACAUAGGUAUAUAGUUCUUUCAUAACUCCUAAAGUUUGGCUGCUUGAUGAAUAUCAAGAAAAGCAGUUUCACACCAGCUCAGUGGUUGACAUUCCCGAGUGGAAAAUUCCAUGCUCUGCUUUUCCCUAUCUCAGGAACAGUUCCACAGAUUGUGAAGGUUUUCUCUCCCAGUUUCUUCAUCUCUGCUUGGUAACCGCAAGAAAAUAGAUGCAACUACUAGGAAUCCUGGCUUCCCACCCAUUAAUGUCUCUAUUUGUGUACUGUAGAGCUUGUAAACUGACUGAGGACCUUAGGGAUGGAGCCUCCCUUUAAAACCUUGGUGGUUUUCCUGUCCUAUUGGCUGUAAGGGGAGGAGCUAACCCAUUUGAAUAAUAGCCAGGAAAAGAAAAUUACGGUAAGUAUGAAUACAUUUUCCACUAUAUACAUACAUAUACACGCGGUGUGUGCUUGUGCUUUAGGGUGCACACUCUAAUGCAAUAGGCUGCGCACGCCUAUGCUCCUACCUGUCACUCAGUGUAGCGUGGCCGAGCAGCGCGAACGGAGGUACAGGAGCUUAUGUUUUCUGUACCCGGCCGGACUGAAAGGAAGUGCGCACUGAGUGAGCACUUUCUGUCAGUCCAGCUGCCUGGCCACGCUACACUGAGGUAGGAGGCACAACAGGGGCGACAGUACUAAGAAACAGAUGGGAGAGACCACUGGGGAGUACUAAAGGAAAGGUGGGGGGGGGAUCACUAAGGACAGGUGGGGAGGGGAGAUCACUAAGGGAUGGGAGAGCACUAAAGGAUAGAAGAACACUAAGAGACAGAAGGGGAGGGGACAACACUAAGACAUUACACAGAUACACAAUGCAUCCUUACACAUACACAGACACACACAAUGCAUCCCUACACACAUACAGACACACCGAAACAUACAAUGCAUCCUACACUCACACAGAAACACAACAUGCAUCCAUUACACACACACUCAAUGCACCCAUUACAGACACACACACACUGCAUUACAUUACAUACACAGAAACACACCUUGUAUCCCUUACACAUACAAACACAGAUUCACACAAUGCAUCCCUUACACACACACACACACUGCAUCCCCUAUACACAGAUUCUACAUCCCUUACACAAACUGGCAUCCCUACACACUACAUUCCAUAAGAACACACAGACACACUACAUCCUCUACAAAAACACAUAAUACAUCCCCUAUACACAUAUACUCCACUCCCUGUGGGCGAACUCAUGGGUGGGUGUGUAGGCAUAAGGCUUAUGGGCAGGCUUUGUAGGCAUACCCACGGUCCGGCCCUGGGGGGCCCGGACUGUGAUCUGUGUAAGGGGCCCCCAAAAAUGGAGCUGCUUCCUGUUCGUUGAUUUUUGUGAGCACUGCUCCACCAGAUCAGUGGAGCCAGCCUGCAGCCUGACCCCAUCAUCGUCCUCUUGUCCUCAUCUGGUGGUAAGUAGUCAAUCCAGUAUAUUAUUAGUGGCACUAAUCUCUAAUUUACUUCCCAUUAAGGGACACUAUAGUCACUAGAACCAAUACAGCUUAAUGUAGUGGCCCUGGUGUCUAUAGCCUGUACCUGAGGCUUUUUAAUGCAAACACACUGCUUUUUCAGAGAAAAGACACUGUGUGCAGCAUUGGCGUUGGCUCAUAUGGCAGAUCAUAUGGGUGGGGCAUUGUGAUGUCACAUGGUGGGCAGAGCAUAUGGGGGGUGCGGCAAAUUUUUGUUUGCCUAGGCCGACAAAAAUCCUUGCACCGGCACUGCUCCAAUGCCUUGACCAAGCUAUUUGUUUUGUUUAUAGGAGAUAUAAUGUUAGAAGUUAAACAUCAAAACCACUGACAAGUAGUAAAUAACAUUGAUUAUAUUGCAACACUUGCACUUGUCAAUGGGUGGGAUAUAUUAAGCAGCAAGUGAAUAUUCAGCUCUUGAAUUUAAUUUGUUGGAAGGAUGACAAAUCUACUAGCAAAAGAGAUUUUGACAAGGAUCAAAUAGUGUAUAUAAAAUUAAGUGCCAAGUAAUAACUCACACUUUGACAUCAAAUAAAGUGCCUUCAGAAAUAUAUUGGUGUGUGUCUUCUUGCUUCAAUGCUGAAUAGAUGAUAAUCUCAUACAAAAGAUAGAAAAAUGCAAGAAUAUAAUGAAGUAACUGAGUACAUAAAGUACAAAAAGCAGCAUUUAUUACUUACAUCAAAGUAAAUAAUAGCAGAUGAUGAAAAAUAUGUUCAAUAGUAGUCCAACGCGUUUCGUCACUGUCAGGCACUUCCUCAGGGACAAUCUUUUACAAAAUGCUGGAUACAAAUUUUAUACACAGUAUUAUUAUACACAGUGUUGCAUGUUAUAUUUUUGCUUCCCUAGCUGGAAUAGCCCACACUAUACUAUAGUAUGUGCUAUACAUGUGUUGAAUUGAAGAUAAGAGGAGAUCUUCGGGCAUAUCCUAUGCUAUUGAGGGAAGUUGCUAAUAUUUAUAUUUUCCACUAUAAUCACUUUUUGGGAGAAACAGUGUUAUUGCAUGUGGACACCAGAAACACUUUUUGUAAAUUUGUGAGUUUGUGAGAGAUACUAUUUUAACAAAGGAUCAAAUAGUGAUGGUUAGACGACUGGGUGACAGCAUCUCCAAAACGGCAGGUCUUGUGGGGUGUUCCAGGUAUGCAUUAGUUAGUACCUACCAAAAGUGGUGCAAGUAAGGACAAUGAGUGUACUGGCGUCAGGGUCAUGGGUGCCCAAGGCAUAUUAAAGGUCCAAUCACACAGAGUUUUCUUCUGUAGCUCAAAUUGCUGCAAAACUUGAUGCUGGCUACAAUAGAAACGUGUCAGAACACAAAGUGGUGAUACAUGUCUAAUUAAUUAGUUUGCUGCAUUUAUGGCUAACCGGUCAGAGUGCUUAUAUUGACCCCUGUUCAUCACAGAAAGCACUUUUAAUGGGGAUGUGGGCAUCAGGACUGAACCAGGGAGCAAUAAAAAGUUUGGUGUGGACAUUGUUCUGCUUGGAAAACCUUGGGUCCUGGUAUUCAUGUGAAUGUUAAUUAGACAUGUACCACCUACCUAGAGAUUGUUGUAAACCACGUACACCCCUUCAUGGUAAUAGUUUUCCCGAUGCAGUGGCCUCUCAAUCUGAUUGGGCAUCUGUGUGAUGUGUUGGAACAACAAAACCAAUCCAUGGAGGCCCACCUCACAAUUUGGAGGACUUAAAGGGUCUACUUUUAUUGUCUUGGUGCCAGAUAAUACAGGACACGUUCAGAGCUCUAGUGGAGUUCAUGCCUCAAUGCAACAGAGCUGUUUUGGCAACAUGAGGAGGACCUGUACGAUAUUGUAGCUGAUCAGUGUAUAUAUUUUUCAUUUUUAGAUAUACCUUAAUAGUAUUCUACUUGGUAUCCUUAAAUAGGCAAUUCCACAUAAGGGUACCAUAUUAUGAAGCUAUCUGCUAAACAGCGUCAUAUCCUUAAAUGGAUUCUAUAGUGCUAGGAAAACACACCCAUUUUCCUGGCACUAUAGAAUCCUGCAGUGCCCCCCUCCCUCACCCCUGCAGUGCUGACUGGAUUAAAACCCCUUCAGUCACUUACCUGAAUACAGAGCCGAUGUCCCUUAAGCCCUGGAUCCGGUUCUGCCGGUAGGGGAGGUCUAAUGCGCACGCGCAUUCUCAGAAACUGCAAUAAUUACGACUGUAGGGUUAAGGGACAUAGGACAUUGCACCCAGACCACUUCAAUGAGCUAAAGUGGUCUGGGUGCCUACAGUGUCCCUUUAACUAGGGAAAUCCCACAUAAUUCACCAGAUGAUGAGGUGUUCCUGUUGACUACUGGCACUAUCCUCAACAUCAUCCUUACUCUGCCAGUAGUAGUGGUAGUACAGAAACCAAAAUGUUAUCUGUGCUCUAUCCCAAAUCCCUAUGCACAUUUCAUUAACUGGAGGUUUUUUAGAAUUAAUCCGAUUGCCAUUUAAGCGUAAACUCAACUCCGAUGUGAGUUCUACACUAACAAAUCAUCCUGCUGCUAUCAGCUAAAAGGCAAAAAUCUAUAUUAAGACCGAACGUGGUAUUUUUAUGACCACUACACAGUUAUUAACAAUUCAUUUGGAAUACAUGGGGUGGGCUGCAGCAUUGUGACAUGGCUAUAUGACGCAAACAAAUACAAACACACAAAAUGAAGAUCAAACACCCACUAAUUCUGGGCUGCAGCAAUGGCUACAACAUUCAUCAGCCUGCAUUUAUUGAAUAGAAACAAAAAAGAAACAUUACCUGCCUGGUAUCCAAAUCCCUAUGCACAUUUAAAUAACUAGAGGUUUUUUUAUUACCACUGAGUGUACGCUCACCUGCCAUGUCAAGGCAAACCUUCUAGGUGAGCCCUUCACUAAAAAUACACCUUGCUGCUUCCAGCCUUUUGAUAGCACAUCGAACCAGGCUCCUGUCUCAGCAUUCGUUUCAACCCGUGGCCUGCUGGGAGGAAGUGGGUUCAGGUUGCUGAGAGUUGUGCAGGGAGGCAGGAGCAGGCCCACAUACUCACGAGGGGAAAGGAUAGCCUGGAACCUCAGACUAUUAUCAGGCUUGGUUAGCCUGCUCCCACAUCACCCCAGGAAAACCACCCUACUGCACCCAAAAGGUAAGGAAAUAGGAGCGUAGUUAUAACUCCUAUGUUAAUUGUUACUUAUAUUUGUGUGUCUGUGUACUUAUGUGUAUCUAAGUGUGUGUGUGUGUGUGUAUAUAUAUAUAUAUAUAUAUAUAUAUAUAUGUUUGUGUGUCAGGGUGUGUAUCUGUGUGUGUUGCACUACAUACAUCCCUGCAUUGAAACUCCAACAGUGCACACAAAUAGGCCCCAGCAUACAAAUAAACUCAUGCAUUCAAACACAGGUACUACAAGAAAAUACAGCACUGCAUUCAAACACCAUUACUACAAGCACACCCCUGCAUUGAAACACCCAACUGCAUUUACCUAUACUAAUAAGCACAUAUACACCCUGGCAUACGAUUGUCAACACUACAAGCAAUCGCAUACCUGUAUUCACAUGCCAACACUACACACAAAUUCACUUUUUAUUGUUAUAAUAAAGUAAUACAUUACAUUUAUGACAUUAUGUAAAGUUGUUUAUUGUUUGUGCAUGUGUGUAUGUAUGUAUGUUUAUAUAUAUAUAUAUAUAUAUAUAUAUUUGAUUUUUUUUUUCUCAGCCUUCCUGGGUGGUAUAUUUCUUCCUUAAUCUCGGAUUCUCUACCGGCCACUCUUCAGGACAGCAAACUCAGAUGUUACACGUGGAAUCUGUUUAAGCCUCUCCCCCAUGUGGGAGUCACAGGCCAAGUGUCCCAAUCACAACUGAGACUACUACUGCCUUAACUCUCCACAUCCUUUCUUGUUCUUCUUUCAAUCCUUGGUAUUGGUCCAUUUUCUCAUAUGUAUAUAUAAUAUGCAUUUGGCCCUCCUUACAUAUUUCAGUGGCCAAUUUGGCAAUCCAGAGCAAAUAGGUUUGGCACCUUAGUCUUUGCAUUUCAUCUUACACUCCUUUAUCAAGACUGCUUUAUAAUAAAUUAGUUUGUAAAAUUACCCUCUAUAUUGAUUUCUUGUUUUUUAACCCUUGUAAGUCAAUUUAUGUGUUUCAGGCUCUAGCAGUUUUUAUUGUAAAGCAGUCUUUUUUAUAUUUGUGUGUUUUUGUUUUAUAGUAUAUAUAGUAUAGUUUUAAAGUAUAUUUAAGUUUUUGGCAAUACAUUAGUCCCAACCAUUUGCCUUCCGUCUACUGCAGGUGGAUUUGCAUCCGUGGCAGUAGAAGCUAUUGCAACACAUUUGGUUGAUUAGAGCACAAUAAGGGUAAUAUAGACUGUAUCGAUGCUGUCAAAGUGUCUGGAUAUAUCUAGCUUGACAUAUAAAUUGCUUUACUGCUGCAUCUUUUUCUCUCUGUUGGUUAGUUGUCACUUGAUCUGUGAAUAAAUUAAACAUUUACUGGAAUAUGUACUAAAUUGGGAAUUCAAAAUGAAUUUGAAAUUUCAGACCAGACUGGCUAAACUGAAAGCGUAGCUGACAGUUGAAAUUCACUAAUUUAGUUGAAUUUAAUUGAAUUCUUAAUUUAGUGAAUAAGCCUGUAUAUGGCUGUCCUCUAACCAUCAGUCAUCUUUUUUUUUAUUACAACUUGAUUGGACCUCUUGAUCAUCAUGGAGAUUUACACUUCGUAUUUGCCCGACGCCAAAAAAUAGCUUCUAACCCUUUUUAUCCCCUUUUUUUCUGGCGUUGGGAUUGGCAUUCUGAAUCAAGAACUGAGCUAAACAUGUUUGGACUUGUGCAAGUCCAAAUGUGUUUGUAGAAUUGUAGAAUUUCGUACGAUCAUCAUAUUGACCCAAAAUCAUCCCAAUUGCAGUUUGUCCUGAAAAAUAUAGCUUGGUUGCUUCAUCUAAGUGUUGCUUCUAAGUGUGUGGUUGGAGAUAUUCUGGAGAGUUUUACAGAAGCUUCAACUGUAUAAGAGUUGUGCUAAGAGUUUUCUUUUCUACUGUUACAGAUAAGAUUCAUCUGUAGGAAAAGGUUACUGAUUGCACAAGGUUUGAUUUCCUGUUGGUAAUUAUAAGGCAUUUGAUUUGAUUAGUUAGCUACUUGCUAUUGAUUGCUGUUUAAAUUAGCUAUUGUUUGAAAAUAAGCAGAGGCCUACCCAGGUGUUAAACAUUCCUAGUGUCAUUAGCUUGGCUAAUAUAGCUUGGUUGCUUCAUCUAAGUGUUGCUUCUAAGUGUGUGGUUGGAGAUAUUCUGGAGAGUGUUGCUUCUAAGUGUGUGGUUGGAGAUAUUCUGGAGAGUGUUGCUUCUAAGUGUGUGGUUGGAGAUAUUCUGGAAAUAACCUAGAGGUAAUCUGAGGUAUUCAGGAGGAUAAAUAAAAAGUUAAGAUUCGUUUGAUUUAAAUUAUUCUCCUCAUUGGAAUGGCAGACUUAGUUCAGCGUAAUAGUUGCUAUGCAUUUGUUUCACGUUUCACUUUUUGGAGGUUUGGUUGUUGUCUAAUCUGUAGACAGUUCUCUAUCUUGCGGCAGGAGAUUGUAUUUUUGAAGUCUGAGAUAUGUAAAUUAUCUGGUGAACAAACUCAGACUGGAACUGCUGCAAAGCCACUGCCGCAGAGACAUACUAGGAAUGGCAGAUGGAUUACUGCAGGAUCUGGCAGACUUAGAGUUGUGGAUAAAAGGCAUAUUGCACAGUCUGUUGCUCUAUAUAAUUAAUUUUCUGCACUUUCAGAGUGUAAUGGUGUUGUGGAGAGAGGUACUGAGGCUAGUGGUGUUGUGGAGAGAGGCACUGAGGCUAGUGGUGUUGUGGAGAGAGGCACUGAGGCUAGUGGUGUUGUGGAGAGGGGCACUGAGGCUAGUGGUGUUGUGGAGAGGGGCAAUGAGGCUAGUGGUGUUGUGGAGAGGGGCAAUGGGGCUAGUGGUGUUGUGGAGAGAGGCACUGAGGCUAGUGGUGUUGUGGAGACCGGCUUGGAGACUAUGGUGAGGCCUAAUAGAAAGCAGUUGUUGUUGGGGGAUUCCAUCAUAAGAGGUGUGGAGAUGGACAAUGGUGGUCUUGUGAGGUGUCUUCCCGGAGCUACUGCUCACAGAGACAGGAGACGUAUCUGUAAUAUUGUUAAGCAAGCAAAGCAGGAAGGGGAAUUGGAUGUACUUGUCCAUCUAGGGACAAAUGACUUGGCUUGCAAUGAGGUUUCAGAGGUUAAGGAAGUUUUUAGUGUUUUUGCCAAUGAUAUACGGCAGGUUGCUUCCACACUGUCAUUCUCUGAAGUUCUGCCUGUGCAUAACACUCAGAAUGACAGGCGGAUGCGUAUUAGGGACUUUAAUUUGUGGCUUGGUGAAUGGUGUCGGGAGCAAGGAUUUGGCUUAUUUUCUCAUGGUAGCUCUGUUUGGAAUGGAAAUAACCUGUACAAAAAAGAUGGUUUGCAUCUUUCUCAAAAGGGAACAAAUGUUCUCAGUGAGCAGUUCAGAGGUUUUGCUAGGCUGUAUUUAAACUAGGAGGGGAGGGGGGCAAAAGGGUGAUAAAACAUCAAUCCAGUUGUCCCCCAAAACAAGGACAGAAGGUGCCUGUAGCAAGUGUGUUAAAAAAUGAUAAGCUUAGAGUCAUGUCUACAAAUGCUCGCAGUUUAGGGGAUAAUAUCCAUGAACUUGCGGCAAUAAUGGCAACUGAUAGUGUAGAUUUAGUCGCUGUUACUGAGACAUGGUAUAAUGAGAAAAAUGACUGGGACAUGGCAAAAAGAUAGGGAAGGCAAGAAAGGGGGAGGGGUGGCCCUAUAUGUGAAGGAUAGCAUAAAAUCUAGCCUGAUAAAAGUUAGUGAGGCGAACAUAGAGUCCGUUUGGGUUACGUUAGAAUUUGGUAAUCACACAGUAACUCGUGUAGGUGUGAUUUAUAGGCCCGCAGGACAAAUUGAAGAAUUAGAUAAUCUACUAGUUGAGGAAAUAGCUAAAAUGACAAUGAAGGGGGAAGUUAUCAUCAUGGGUGACUUUAAUCUUCCUGAUGUAAAUUGUAAAACAAAAAAGCUGCUUGUGCCAGGAGCACACAUAUUCUAAACUCCCUACUGGGAUUGUCUCUAAAACAAGUCGUGGAAGAGCCAACUCAUAAAGAGUCCAUACUAGAUUUAGUGUUAACAAAUUAAGAUUUGGUAUCAGAUAUUACUGUAGGUGAAAGUUUAGGAUCCAGUGAUCAUCAGUGAGUGUGGUUUAAUAUAAGAACAGUGACUGAGUCACACCACACAAAAACAAAAGUUUUAGACUUUAGAAAAACUGACUUUUCUAAAAUUAGGGAAUAUGUGUAGAGGAGUCUUUAUCAGACUGGAGCAAUUUAAAUGGAGUCCAAGAGAAAUGGGAUUAUUAAAAAGUUGCACUACUGAAGGCAACAGAAAAUUGCAUUAGGCUUGUCAGUAAAAGUAAAAAAUUCAAGAAACCACUGUGGUACUCCGCAGAUGUGGCCAAAAUGGUUAAAAACAAAAAGUUAGGAUUUAGUAAUUAUAAAAAAAAAACAGAGUGAGGAAGACAAAAUUAUCUAUAAGAUUAGGCAGAAAGAGGCUAAGCAAGUUAUAAGAGCUUCCAAAUCACACACACAAGAGAAAAUAGCACAGUCAGUAAAAAAGGGGGACAAAACUUUUUUUAGAUACAUAAAUGAGAAAAGAAAAGUAAAACAAGGAUUAGUUAGAUUAAAAACAAAAGAAGGAAGGUGUGUAGAAGAGGAUACAGGUCUAGCUGACUGCCUCAAUGAAUAUUUUUGUUCUGUAUUUACAGAUGAAAAUUAAGGAGAGGGACCUCAGUUAAGAAAAAGGAUUAAUGAGUCAUUUAUUACACGUGAGUUUACAGAGGAAGAGGUUCUAUUUCAACUGUCAAAAGUAAAGACAGAUAAGUCAAUGGGACCUGAUGGAAUACACCCAGAGCUAUUAAAAGAGCUUAGUGGUGUACUAGCAAAACCAUUAACAGAUUUAUUUAACCAAUCAUUGUUAACAGGAGUAGUCCCAGAAGAUUGGAAGUUAGCAAAUGUUGUGCCCAUUCACAAGAAAGGUAAUAGGGAGGAGUCGGGCAACUAUAGGCCAGUAAGCCUUACUUCAGUAGUGGGGAAAGUGAUGGAAACCAUGUUAAAGGAUAGGAUUGUUGAACAUCUAAAAACACAUGGAUUUCAAGAUCAGAGACAACAUGGGUUUACUUCAGGGAGAUCAUGCCAAACUAAUCUUAUUGAUUUUUUUGAUUGGGUAACUAAAAUUAUAGAUCAGGGUGGUGCAGUAGACAUUGCUUACCUAGAUUUCAGUAAGGCUUUUGAUACUGUUGCACAUAGAAGGCUUAUCAAUAAACUGUAAUCUUUAAGUUUGGAUUCCAAUAUUGUUGAAUGGGUAAGGCAGUGGCUGAGUGACAGGCAACAGAGGGUUGUAGUUAAUGGAAUAUAUUCGAAGCUUGGACUUGUCACCAGUGGGGUACCUCAGGGAUCUGUACUUGGACCCAUUCUCUUUAAUAUUUUUAUUAGUGAUAUUGCAGAAGGUCUUGAUGGUAAGGUAUGUCUUUUUGCUGAUGAUACUAAGAUAUGUAACAGGGUUGAUGUUCCAGGAGGGAUAAGCCAAAUGGCAAAUGAUUUAGGUAAACUAGAAAAAUGGUCAGAAUUGUGGCAACUGACAUUUAAUGUGGAUAAGUGCAAGAUAAUGCAUCUUGGACGUAAAAACCCAAGGGCAGAGUACAGAAUAUUUGAUAGAGUCCUAACCUCAACAUAUGAGGAAAGGGAUUUAGGGGUGAUUAUUUCUGAUGACUUAAAGGUAGGCAGACAAUGUAAUAAAGCAGCAGGAAAUGCUAGCAGAAUGCUUGGUUGUAUAGGGAGAGGUAUUAGCAGUAGAAAGAGGGAAGUGCUCAUGCCAUUGUACAGAACACUGGUGAGACCUCACUUGGAGUAUUGUACACAGUACUGGAGACCGUAUCUUCAGAAGAAUAUUGAUACCUUAGAGAGGGUUCAGAGAAGGGCUACUUAUCUGGUUCAUGGAUUGUGGGAUAAAACUUACCAGGAAAGGUUAAAGGAUCUUAACAUGUAUAGCUUGAAGGAAAGACAAGACAGGGGGGAUAUGAUAGAAACAUUUAAAUACAUAAAGGGAAUCAACACAGUAAAGGAGGAGACUAUAUUUAAAAGAAGAAAAACUACCACAAGAAGAGGACAUAGUCUUAAAUUAGAGGGACAAAGGUUUAAAAAUAAUAUCAGGAAGUAUUACUUUACCGAGAGGGUAGUGGAUGCAUGGAAUAGCCUUCCAGCUGAAGUGGUAAAGGAGUUUAAGCAUGCAUGGGAUAGGCAUAAGACUAUCCUAACUAUAAGAUAAGGCCAGGGACUAAUGAAAGUAUAUAGAAAAUUGGGCAGACUAGAUGGGACGAAUGGUUCUUAUCUGCCGUCAUAUUCAAUGUUUCUAUGUUUCUAUGAAAUAUAUCUCCAAGUCUAUUUGAGAUAUCUUCACUGGUCAGUUGAUCAAACAGUAUUAUAUUCUGUAUAUAUUCACCUUUCCAGAAAAUCCAGAUGCAUGCCCCAUUAGAAAAUUCAAUCCUCUCGGUCAGACAUGCCAGAAAGCCUGUACUCGAAACCAGGAAUGUGGAUUAAAGAGGAGAUGCUUGUGUGAUGGAGACUGUGGCCUGAGCUGUGUUACAACAAGUAUGUAUUUUUAUUAAGGCUUAGUUUCAUGUACGUUGUUAAUAUGUUAUGUACCCUAAUAUGACAUAAUAUACAGGUAUUAUGUUAUGUCUUAUAUUUAUUUAAGUGUAUGCAUUAGGUAAAGAGCUUUCAUGCCCAACCAAAAUAUGCUUUCUCAUUUGUUGAAAUCCUCCCAUAGAUGUCUGUUGGUUAAUAACUGGACUUGCACGGGGUGUGAAAAUUCAGUGUAUUGAUUUGGAUGGUCUGAGAGUAAAAUCCAAUGCAGACGAUCCACAUUUUUAAUUAAAUUAUUUCAUCAUUUCAAUUCCAAAACUAUAGCUCAAUUAAGCAGUUUGGGUAUAUAGAUAAUGCCCCACCAAUCUCACUCUUUAAUUCUCUGCUAUGUAGGAGUUAAAACAAUUUGAUUAUGCAGUUAUUACCAUAGCUCCAGUGGCUGUGAUAAUAUUUCGGAAACCUGGCCAUUUGCCCCCACCCCAAUAUUAAAAGUAAGAGAGCUCACUGUGGGUUGGGGCAGUUACAUUUUAAAAGGUGGGGGCACCCUCAGGGCACUAUAGUGCUAGGAAAACGAGUAUGUUUUCCUGGCACUAUAGUGGUCCUUUAAACCUCAAUUUCAAAGAAGAGGAAAAGUGGGAAAAUUGCAUGGACAAAUGCAUCCAGGCAUCUUCAUGUGAGCCUGCCAUAGCAGAUAUCAAUAUUAAAAAAAAAAAAAAAAAAAAGUACAGUUUAAGGUAGUUCCUUCGCAUAUGAUACAGAUGUACCUGGGGCAGUAAACCACCAACUGUCAACUUAUUACCGCAUCCUCCUUAAUGGUACAUAUGUAACUGGGACUGCAAGCCACCAACAUUAACUGUUCACUUAAUAUUCCAUCAUCCUUAACCAUGAUUAUGGGUGAGCAGAAUGGGGGUGCUAACAAACAGUAUCUGUGGCACCACAUAUGCCCAGUCCCUGGUAUCACUCUAAAUAUAAAGUGAAGGAGAACCAAUGCUUUAUGCCACUUCAUAGAUAUCCCACAAUGAAUGCAAGCAAAUUAAUAAAAUAUCAAUUGAAAGGACAUGUUAACUGUGCUGAAAAGUAACAGCCCAGCUUCACAUUUAUAUCACAAGAAACACAGUCACUGUAGGCUUAUGACACAGAUGUUUUAGGAAGGACAUUUCUGAUGCCCAAAUGUCUGUUAAAUGACUUCAAUCACCAAAGGGAAGGUGACCAGAUGGUUCUCUUCCCUCCAGUUACAUCAUGCAAAUAUGACUUAUUAAAGGUGCAAUCUGUGCAAUGUGUCUACAAAAAUCUGUAAUUAGAAGCUCAUGAUUCAAAGAAUAUUUAUUAUUAUUUCACAAUAGCAUGUUAUUUACAUUAUUUGAGUUCUCUAAGGUCCUCUUUGCUUCUAUUAGGAACAGUCGAUGAUAGAGUUCAUUUUCACUUUAACUAGCACUGUAACUUAAUUAGUGAGCUUUUUAAAUAGAGACCAAAAGAGGAGUCUGUUCAAUUGUUUAUAAACAGAAUAUGAUGAUUUAACAGUAAAGUGCUGAUCAGGGAAUCCUUUAAAUUUGUCAUAAAAAAUAUUAGUUUUAUGCAUUUCUCCAUUGAAUCUCAUCUUUUUCUUCUGUCCAUUUAUUUUUCCCAAACAUAUUUAAUUGGUGUAUUAAGAUUACUUGGCAAUUGAGGCAAAACUAUAUAUUACACCACACCUCAAGAAUUGUAAUUUUCUUGUAUGUGUUGCUUGGCGUCCCUCUUCACCUGUGUGUAUUGACCCUGCUUGUGUGUCUCUCUUAAUCCCUUUUUCAGCUCCCUUUACCACCUGACAUGUCUCUUAACCCCUGUUACCCUUUGUUACUCUUACCCUCCCUGUGCCUCUUAACCACCCCUUUUGUGUCUCCUAAUCAUACUUUUGCCUAUUUUGUGUUUUGUAUUCCCUUUUAAACCCUCUUAACACAACUUCUGCACCUAGUGCAUCUUACUCAAGGACUCAAGUCCUGCAGGAAAACAGGGGAACAAUGUUUCUGUAAUUUGUUCCUGCAGGACUCGAGACCUGAUAAAGCUACGGUGAAACAUCUUUCUUCCCGGGACAUUGCAGGCCUGUACAGUGCGAGGGGUAGUCCAGGAGGCUCUCUGUUUGCUCCUUUGCCUCUUGUGAGUCCUAGCUGUCAGAUGGUUACUGUGGGUUACCAUGGCAAUGCUCAGACGCUGUACUCUGUCAAGCGUGUAAGAAGUGCAUAUACAUCCCCACACACGCAUUACAGCCCCUACCCUCCAUUCCAUAUCUCUAUCUCCCCAUUUCUGCCACUACUCACCCAACUCACAUACUACAGUCUGUAUCCACCAACUACCAUCCCUAUGCCCACAAUACAACCCUCAACCCCCCACUACAGCCCCUAUUCCCCAUUACAGCAUAUAUCACUUCCAACUACAGCUCCUGUCUACCAACUACAUCACCUACUCCCACAUUACAGCCUCUGUCCCCCACAAAACAGCCUAAUCCCCACAAAAUAGCCUGUAUCCCCCUUAUGACAGUCCCUAUCCUCCACAUUAUUGCCUCCACAGCUCAUAACCCCCAUUUAAGCCCUUUACAAACCCAACCUCCACACCAAUUACAACCACUACAAUCCCUAUUCCCCCACAACAACCCCAGUCACACACAGUAUACAUCCAGUUCCCCACAAAAGAUCCUAACCCAACAUUAAAAACAUUUCUGUAAUACAAGGAUGUACAUGUGGGCAGUGUGUGUAAGUGGGCAGGUCUUACAUGCAAGAUGGUGGCACAAGUGGACCUCAUGAUCUCCUAUUGCCUGGGGACCCAAUGAGUUGUCAGUCUGCCCCUGAUAGGAGCGUAUCAUUUGAAUUUUACUUUUUUUGAGAGGAGGUGUUGGAAAACUUAGGUGAGUUUCCAAACUUUUUUUCUAGACCUUGACCCCUGACUAUCCCUCCUUUUGUCCCUAUUAUUUUCCCGGCACACACCGUUCACAGUUAUGUACCUUUCAUAGUACAUGAUAUGUUUAACAUUGGUGUUAUUGUAAAUGUUAUGGUAGUGUAGGGGUUAAUGGUUACUGUUUAAUGGUUUAAUGUGUAGAGUAUGGAUUAUUGUUUAGUGACAGUGUGUUAUAGAUGUAUAGUCCCUGUACAUUCACAUUGCAACAUAUAUUACCACACAACAGCCCCUACAUCUACAUUAGAGCCCCUAACCAGCCAACACCCACACUACAGUUCAUAUCAGCCCAUUACAGCCAUUACAACCAUCAAUUAACCCACUACAACACCUAACUUCCAACUACAGCUCCUGUCUACCAACUGCAUCACCUAUUCCCACAUUACAGCCUCUGUCCCCCACAAAACAACCUAAUCCCCACAAAAUAGCUUGUUUCCCCCUUAUGACAGUCCCUAUCCUCCACAUUAUUGCCUCCACAGCUCAUAACCCCCAUUUAAGCCCUUUACAAACCCAACCUCCACACCAAUUACAACCACUACAAUCCCUAUUCCCCCACAACAACCCCAGUCACACACAGUAUACAUCCAGUUCCCCACAAAAGAUCCUAACCCAAAAUUAAAAACAUUUCUGUAAUACAAGGAUGUACAUGUGGGCAGUGUGUGUAAGUGGGCAGGUCUUACAUGCAAGAUGGUGGCACAAGUGGACCUCAUGAUCUCCUAUUGCCUGGGGACCCAAUGAGUUGUCAGUCUGCCCCUGAUAGGAGCGUAUCAUUUGAAUUUUACUUUUUUUGAGAGGAGGUGUUGGAAAACGUAGGUGAGUUUCCAAACUUUUUUUCUAGACCUUGACCCCUGGCUAUCCCUCCUUUUGUCCCUUAUAUGCUUCCUUUUGUUUCUUACUUGUCCCCAUCUUGUGUCACUUAUCUCUCGUUAGUGUCUUUACCCUCUUCUGUGUCUUUUACCCCACUUCUAUGUCUUACUCCUUUCCAUGUCCUUACCCUCCCUUCUUCUAUAUUUUACCCUUAUCUUGUAUCUCCUACUAUACCCGUGUAGUUAGGCCUCUAAGAUGUUCAUUAUGCUCUACCCAGUCUAAGGGAAACCACUCACAGCAUGCAAAAUCAUUAUAUCCUUGACCCCUCCAGUCCUGACAUGAUGCAAGCAGAUUUUCUGAGGCCCGGCAGAUGGUAAAGAAGAUUCAUUAUUGUGGUCCUCAAGACCAUACUAGAAAUAGUGAUCAAUAGUGAUCAAAUGGAAGGGGAAGCUCUGUGCACUUCCCCUACUGAUGGCAUGAUACAACCUUUACAAGUCACCCAGGAAGCACGAAGAAUGCUGCCUCCACGUCCAUGAAGUAUGUAUAAUGUUUCUGUGAAGAAGUGUCUUAGUAGAAAUAAUUUCAAAUGAACAACACUCACAAAUAAAUAUUUAUUUUUAACUCUAAGGACUAAACUUUAACAAUACUACAUUCAACUUAUUAUGACACUCAAAACAAUCCAUGUACUAUUACAGUACAGGAUAAAGAUAUAUUCUGCAAAAUAGUGGAAAAAUGCAGGGAUACUAAAAUUAACUGUUAAUGAAUAUGCAACUAUACAUUUUCCCUUGAAUGGAGGUUAAUCAUUCAGACAUUUACAAACAUUUCAAUAAUGGUGAUACUGUCACCAUGUCAAUUUAUACCAGGGAUUGGGGAUGUGAUUGAUCUAGGACAUCGAGAUGGCAUUAUUUUCCCGGCACACACCGUUCACAGUUAUGUACCUUUCAUAGUACAUGAUAUGUUUAACAUUGGUGUUAUUGUAAAUGUUAUGGUAUAGGGGUUAAUGGUUACUGUUUAAUGUUUAGUUUAUGGUUUAAUGUGUAGAGUAUGGAUUAUUGUUUAGUGACAGUGUGAUAUAGAUGUAUAUGUGCCAUGUGUUAGGCUAUUCUAGGGGUUAAGGAGAUAACCUUACUGUAUGGACAGCACAGGAACAUGUCCCAGUGCUGUCUGAGAGCAGUGAGAAUUCCAAUUAAUUACUUAUUUAUGAAAAUGAUAUAAUAAUCUUCAGCAGACGAACCUACCUGUAGGUAGGUAGGUGGGGUGGUGUUGGUGGUGGGUGUGUGUGUGUAUCCGUGUAGAUUUAUCUUGAGAUAAAUAUAUAUAUUAAGACAAAAGAUUUCUUAAUUAUAUAAAGCUGAGUGCAUGCUAUUUCUUCUUAAAGCCCGCAGCUGUCCUUGGCCAGUGAACAUUGCUAAUGCUAAAACAGGAUUGGUUAAAGGAACAAGAAACUUUGGAGAUCAGAUGUCAGUGCUUUGCCAUCCGGGAUUCAAAAUGGCUAGUGGACAAGAGACAGCGCUAAGCCGUUGUCAAGGAGACAGGAAGUGGAGUGUGAUAACACCAUGUGAUGGUAACAGCAACAUGACAUAAUUAUUGUUCACAUUAGUGCACUGCUAUGUGAACUUACUUCCUUUGCAUUCUUAAAUAAAAUACUUCAGGUAAUGCUGGAUAUGGGCCUAAAUGUAAAUAGAUUCUGUAAGCCUGCCAGCAAAUAAACAUAAUUGUUGUAAGCUGGAAAAAUGUAUUCCUUAAACAGGAACUAUUAGCUGUUUGCUGGUGAUAUUUCCCCACAUCUGUAAAUGGUGUAUAUGUUGUAAAUGCUAUAGAUCUGUAAAUGGUGUAUAUAUGCUGUAAAUGCUAAGAUGUGCUUAAGUGAAUUUCCAGGUGAAAGUUGCCUAAAUAUUGUUUGAUAUGGAUACUCACAAAUAUUUAACCCCUUAAGCAGUGCUCCUAACAGUCCUGCCUUUGGCGGCACAGUCCUGAUUUAGGUUAUCUCCUAUAACCUGCCAGAGAAUAUAAAAAUUCUAAAUGUUGCAAGCCAUUUGUCAACUCACAACAAUGUUUAGUUAUUCAACACCAUAAUUUAAGUUGACCGGCCUCUCUGUAAAGGAAGAUGGGAAACAAGUAAACAUUGGUUUUAGUUCUUUUCAAAUAUUUAUGUUCCUUUUAGAGUCGAUUACCAUAUUGUGCAUUUUUAUUCAAAAAGGUAUAGAAAUAUACCUGAUAAUACGUUAAAAAUAUCAGGAUGUGAGGAGCAAACACACAGCAAUCACUGGUAUUUUUCAUGUUAUGUUGCUUACAUUGCAAAAAAAAUAAAAAAUAAUCAUUAGUGGGUAUCUGUGUCCCAUUUAUUUAAAAAUAAAAUCUUAUCCUUUUUGUUUGUUUUAAAGCAGUGCUUGAUCCAGUAAAGUCUUGUGAUGUGCCACAUACUAUAGAGAAUGGAUUCUUAAUGGAAAAUGGGUCUACUUUCUCAGUUGGAACCUCGGUUCACUAUCAAUGUAAUCUGGGGUAUGUUGUAUGUACUGACUUGAUUUGUUCCAAUUGAUAUUCUUUAUUGACAUCUUUAAGAACUAAACAUGUAUACGAUUUUUUGAUUAGUAAAUCUGUCCAAAUGUUGCAGUUACUAUGUAGUAUCAACAGCAUUUUAUAUAAAAUAUUGUAAACAAAAUGUAUGCCAGCUAUGACUUUGGUAAAUUUUUAGGGUUCCUAUUUUAGCAUAGCCUAGAACAGUGAUGGCGAAGCUUUUUGAGCCCGAGUGCCCAAACCGCAAUAAUGCCAACUUUUUUUUCCUCAAAGUGCCAACACAGCAAUUAAAUCUGAAUACUGAGGUUUAAGUUUAGAAAAAAUAACUCGUACAGUUGUCCAAACGAAUUAACAACUUUUGUUUUAAAAGAACACAACAACAGAGAGUUCAAUUAUACAAAUUUUAAAUAAUUAAUAAAAUUAAGCUUAUAUUUAUUAGUAUCUCCAACAAAUGCAAUACAUACACACACAGACUGCUGAAUACAUAGACUGCUGAAUACACACACACACAGUCUGCUGAAUACACAUACAGACUGCUGAGUACAUAGACUGCUGAAUACACACACACACACACACAGUCUGCUGAAUACACAUACAGACUGCUGAGUACAUACACACAGACUGCUAAAUACAUACACAUAGACUGCUGAAUACUUACACACACACAGUCUGCUGAGUACACACACACAGUCCACUGAAUACACACACUUCUGAGUACACACAGACUGCUGAAUACAUACACACAGACUGCUGAAUACACGUACACACAGACUGCUGAAUGCACAUACACACACACAGUCUGCUGUACACAUACACAGGCUGCUGAAUACAAACACACAGGCUGCUGAGUACACACAGUCUGCUGAAUACAUACACACACAGUCUGCUGAAUACAUACACACACAGUCCGCUGAAUACACACACAGAGUCCACUGAAUACACACACUGCUGAGUACACACAGACUGCUGAAUACAUACACAGAGACUGAUGAAUACACAUACACAGACUGAUGAAUACAUACACACACACAGACUGCUGAAUACACACACAUACAGACUGCUGAAUACACACACACACAUACUGCCUUGAGGGGUGCAGUGUAUGUGUUUGUGUGUGGGGUGCUGUGUGUGUGGUGUGCUGUGUGUGAGGGGUACUGUGUGUGUCUGUGUGAGGGGUGCUGCAUGUGUGUUUGAGGUGUGCUGUGUGUGUGUUUGUGUGAGGGGUGCUGUGCUGUGUUGGGAUGUAGGGGUGCUGUGCUGUGUGGAGGGUAGGGGUGCUGGGCGGGGGUAAGGGUGCUGUGCUGUGUGGAGUUAGGGGUGCUGUGCACUGCAUAUAGUGCCAGGAGUACCCUGGCAGACUCCAAGGGAAAGUAGGCAAACCCUUUGCAAAGGGUUUGACAACCUGAGGCCUGCUGGGUGCUAGUUCUCUUGUGCAGCCAGAAACCUGUGGUGCAUGGAUGUGGUCAUUUGCUUUGCAGGGCUUAGCUCAGGAGAGCUAAUGGUUGCUUUUGAUUAGGAGCUUCUGGCUCUCCAUAGGAGGUAGCGGAGGUGGGAGUUGGCAACCAGUGGAUCCCAUGCAAGUGUUCCUUCAACUAGUCAAAAAAUGUUUCUAGUCCAAGUGAUUUUAUAUGGAUCUAGUUUAGAGGUGAAAGUAUGCUUUAGAUUAAUUGCAUUAUUGCAGGUGAGAUAACUCAUUGGGCUAAUGCAUCAUCGGUAGAAUCUGUUUAAUCCAGGUUCAAAUCCCGGCAGGGUUGACUCAUCCGUUCAUCCUUCCGAGGUAGAUAAAAUGAGUACCAUUAAAUUGGUUAAUAGUAACAACCCCUGGAUGUUGGGCUAAGGUAGCAUCCCCAGGACGUACUUGAAAACUAAAGUAAUCUGAAUGUACCUUUCCUGGUUAAAUACUUUGUUAUUGUUAACCCAAUAGUAUAAAUGGCAAGGUUUUUAUUUAGAUAGGAACUACUUUUAUUCAUUUAUUUUUUCUCUGGAACAUUUUCAUGCUAAAAUUACUUCAAGAUCCUACCUUACAAGAUCAUCUUAAUUAAUUAAGAAUAUAAGUAAAAUAUGUUAUAUAUGCAAAAUUAGUAAGUAGAAUUUUAUAUUUUUUUACUUAAUCAGAUUUUUAUAUCAUAAUCUUCUUAGAGUUUGAAAUACAUACAGCAACUAGAAUUAAAUAUUACUAGACCUAAAGUCCAAAAAUCCCCAUAGGGAAUCCAUUUAAGGUCCAAACUGUAUUUUUUUUCAAAUAAAACCUCAAUUCAAUAGUUUAAAAUACAGUAAAAUAUGUAAGAGUUCCCAUUUAAAUCAAUCAGAAUUUCUUUUGUAAAUCAUUAAAAACACAAGUUACUAUAAGCAAAUCAAAUGGUUUUCUUUGCUGAGUGGCCUUCGGGAACAAUAUCCUAGCUUAAAGGGCUUCUCUCAAUUCUCUUCAAUUUACACCAUUGAAAAUUACCUAUAAUGUCUGUUAACCUUCUCUGUGCUGAUUGCUAGGUGCAAAGUUCCUAUAACAAUGACUCACAGGGAGCCAAGAUGGAGGCACCCAAUUGCAAGAUAAAGGAUGUGGAUUUCUACAUUUCUGCUUGGCCCAUUCCUACGUAGGACAACUCUGGUCAUGGACUGAAUGCCCUGACUGGAUUUUGCACAGUCCUGUAUGGGAACAUUUUCUUGGUAUCCACAAAGUCCAAACACCAGAAAACUACCGUAUUUUCCGGCGUAUAAGACGACUUUUUACCCCUGGAAAAUCUUUUCCAAAGUGGGGGGUCGUCUUAUACGCCAGCCCUUCUAAUGCUGCAGCCGCCUGAGCGCUCUAUAAAGCGCGCUCAGAUGGCUGUUGCACUGCCUCUCUUACCUCCCCUUCCCUGUGCAGAGUGGGUGGCCGAGCUCCUCUUCGUCCUGUCAGUCCUCAGUGCUCACUUCCUUUCAGUCCGGCCGGGAACAGGUAACUGAAUCUCCUGUACCGCGUGGUACCCGGCCAAAAAUGGAGGGAAAGAAGAAGAGACACAAGGAAAUGGUUUAGAAUUUAUUUGAACAUUUGGUUUACAUUAACAUUUGAAAUCCCUACUUUUUGCCUGCAACAAAACAACUGCAACUUUAAAAACUCAUUACUUUUUGAUUUGAAUGUCAGUUGUAGAUACAUUUAAACUGUGGUAUCACUUUAUAAAAUGUUUAAAUGGGCAAACUAAGCAACAUAACCAUUACCGUUCACACCGUAAACUAUUGUCCAGUUAGUCUCUGGGUGCUGUCCCUAGCCUAACAUUCAAGGUUGGAUGGAUGACAGUAAUUUAACUUUCACAUUAUCUAAGCAGCUUUAGAGAGGUUGGGUUUUGAUUGUUGGGGAGAUUACUACUUUUUAGCAAAGCUUUAAAAUGAUUUAACAGAAAACAAAGCCACAGCACCCAAUGCUCUACUGAAUCACAGCCACAACGGGUGGUUAUGGUGCAUUGCGUCAAUUUUAGAAACACUACAAACAUCUUAAACUUUUGAAGAUGACUUAUAAACACGCUGCAACACACACACACACGUGUGGUUCAAAAGGCUUCUCAGUGGUUAUUCCCCAGCACAGGAGAGGAAGCUUAUGGCAUGGAAGAGGAGGAGGACUUGCAGAAACUGCAGAUACUAGAUCUGCAGCUAUUGCAAGCACAUUUUUCCACAUACCCCUAAAGAAAACAUGCAAAAUUAUUACAGGUUUAAUUUGGGGUAUAUCUGCUAAAUUGUCUUUUAAAUGGAGUGUUCCCUUAAAAUGACACCCGUCACCUUAAAACUAUUUUUUUUAAUAUAAGAAUCCCAUCAUUGAGUUUUGAAAGGAAAGUAUAUCCCAAACUCUAUAUUUUAACUGGAAAAGUUGGGGGUCGUUUUAUACGCCCAGUCGUCUUAUACGCCGGAAAAUAUGGUAACCUGAGGCAGUGCGACGGAUCCCAAAUACAUUUUGGAGGCAUGCUACAACUACCUGUGAUUAAUGAAUAGUAUAAAUAAAUCACAAUUAACUCUGCUAAUAUCUUGACUAUCCCUAAUUUCAAGUAGAAAGUAAAAUGAUAUGGAGCUACAAAGAAGGGUGGGCAGAAGUGAUUUUCAAACUCAGUCACAAAGCACUUUAUUCCAAAAAUACACAGUCACAAACAUGUAAUUUUAAAAAAAUCACAACUUGUACAAUAUAGAAAAUGUCAUUACUGUAAUUAAGAAUGGGUACGAUUAUAUGUUGCCCUUUAAAUUUGCAGUAGCUAAUUAAUAAAACACUUUUAAAAUAAAUAACUGCAUUAUACAUGUCACUCAUUGCUUUUAAGAAUGUGUGCAAGUAUGUACUACCUACAUGUUCAGUGACAUUUACUAAACCAAAAAGUAUCAGGAUAUUGACCAGAGAAUUAAAAAUGUUAGGCCAGUAAAGCUGAACUGGUAGAAAUCUACAAGAAGAUAUAUCUAGUGUGUAUUUUGGCCUAGAAUUAGCAAAUUCUGGCAACAGGUGGCUGCCAGUAAUUUUUUUUUACAUUUUAAUAUGCUACAUGUUGUGUACAUCCUGAAUAAAGGUUUAAUUUGCUAUCCCAGAUCUAAACCAGUGGAAUUUAGAAAUUCACAUUUAGAUGAUUAAAAGUUUUUGGGAAAUUAGCUGAGCUGAAAUCUAACUUAAAGGGUUACUGCAAAUAAAUGAUUAUAAAUGAUUUUUAAAAUAAAAUGAAUAAUGCCCUACUGGGCAUUUUUUCUUUCAGUUCCCUCCCUCUCGAUAUCUCUAAAAUAUCAUCAAAGCUCACGGCGCUACUUUCAAUUACUCCUCCUGAUUAUUAAUAAUACAAAAAAAAUAAUUAAACUGAGCAGCUUAGAAAAUAGGAGGUCGAGAGAGGACAUAUCAAACUCCUCUUGCAGGCUUUGAUUGCCAGGUCUCCUCCGUGUGGUGCAGUGACGGGGCAGGAGGAUGGAGUGUAACAGAGCUUCCUGUACCCCAGUUGGGUACCUCUGCUGACAGAUGCUCCAAGCACUCCACCAGACACCAUCAGCACCACAGUCCCCACAUCCAGCAUUUCAGCUUGGCUGGGAACUUGCCAUUCUCUACCCACCCAGGACUUAUGACAGGGCUCCAGGUUCCAGUGGGUGAACCUCUACUCAAAGAAAGAGUAGCAAGAACAAGCUCUUAAAAGAGCUUAGUGAUUAUAAUUGCUGGGGAGUUCAGUGAUAUAGCAAUGGUUCUCACCGCGACAUCCAAACGCCAGACGAGGUCACCCCAGAAGGUCCCAACAAGAGAUUUUAACUUGGGUGCUUUAUGGUUCUCAGCCUGUGUUCUUGCCUCUGAGCCACUUCAGUUCCAUGUAUCCUUGCCAAGUCUCCAGCACUGUGGGCUUGACUUAACCUGUGACUGCUCCUGUCAAUCGUGGUCCAGCUGUAAAGCAUCACUGAUUAGCCAGGUAUAAGACACUGCCUUUCUCUGAGAGCAGUGUCAGUUCAUUGACUCUGGUUCCUGUGUUGGUGUUCCAGUGUUCUCCAGGUGGCUCCUGACCUUGGCUUUCUAUUCGUAUAUCCUGACUUCUGGCAUCCUCUGACUUUAGCUUACUCUCAUUUAUCCUGACUUCUGUGACCCUCUGACUUUUGGCUUAUCCUCGACAAUUCUCCUGCUUGUGUCCUUACCUGUACUGCGACUUGGAGCAAUAUCCUGCACAGCCCCAGGGCACAGACUCACAGGCCAGGUGAAUUCUUACCUGACCACAUUGGCCUGUGUUUAAUUGCAAGGGUGAGCACAUAUCUCUGCAUACCGAACUCCCACCUCAGGUAAGCCGUGACACCCCCCAUCCGAGGUGAGGCUCUAUGUUGAGGGUAAAAAAUGAACUCAGCAGAUCUGAGGGUUUAUUGAACAGCUUGGUCUUUUAUACAGUUUUCCCCACAAGGUUACCACCCAGGUGGACCUUGUGGGGCACAGGAACAACAAGCCAAUAAAAACAUCGUUUUACAUUCAGUCAUUCCCAUACAGUGUACACAAUCCCUCCCCUCUGCCUGUGAGAUAAUUACUAACAUUUUUACAAACCCCAAAUUAAACAAACCCCCACAAAAGUCACAUCCCCUGAUAGCCCCAAGCUGGGUGAACAACAUAUCCAAUAAUCACCCAGAUCGGUUCAGUGGUUCAGGAAUUUCCUGGAAGUCUUAUUUUUGCCCCACAGUGCACAUGGUCCCAUGCCCAAAACAGUUCCGUCUCUGUCCCAUAGCCAGCGUCACAGCUGCGUGGUGGGGAAAGUUGGUAGUUCCCGGAUCAAGGACCACGCUCUGCCCUGAUGCCAGCCCUUCUGCUGGGGUGGGUUGGGGAUCUGGAUCAGCCGUCGAGCAUCGCUGUAGAUCCAGUACAGAGACCGCGGUCCCAUCUGUACUAUUGGGGUCAGGGUUGUUGUCCCCACUCCUGUAGCUCGCUCUGCUGCUGGGGAGUGAGACCAGUUGUCUCCACUCCCUGUAGGAUAUCCUGCCGCUUGGGAGAGAGGCCGGCUGCCUCCUCUCCCUGCAAGGUAUACUGCCACUGGAGAGUAGGACUGACUGUCCCCACUCCCAGUAGCUCGCUCAGCCGCUGGGGAGCCGCUCCCUGUGAUGCACACUGCCGCUGGGGAGAGAGACCGGUUGUCUCCUCUCCCUGCAAGGUACACUGCCGCUGGGAAGGGAGACCGGUUGUCUCCUCUGCCUGAAACUCACCCUUCUGCUUGGCAGUGAGACUGAUUAUCUCCACUCCCUGUAGGAAACACUGCCGCUGGGGAGGGGACCAACCUUCUCCACACCCUGUAACUCACCCUGCCACUGGGGAGGGAGGAUGCAGCUCUUCUCUCCUGGUGACUCUGUCUGCAGCUGGGGAGAGAGACUGGUUGUCUCCUCUCCCUGCAAGGUACAAUGCCGCUGGGGAGGGUGGCCGACCGUCUCCAUUCCCUGUAACUCACCCAGCCGCUGGGGAGGGAGGACGAUGCUCUCCUCUCCCUGCAAGGGAAGUUGCCGCUGGGGAGGAAGGACGAUACCUUCGGCUCCCUGUACUGCCCACUGCUGUUGUAACUUGUACAUCCUGAGGGUGUAGUGCCGCGGUUCUCCUCGUCCAAUUCUCACAUAGUUGCUGUGAUAGUCUCUGUCGAAGGAUCUGGGCCAUAUCUGGCUAGCCGCCUGUCUAGGCAUCGCCCUCAAAGCAAUACGUCAUGAUUGCUGUAGUCCGGGGCUCUGUACGGGGACAAGUGUUGCCCUUAAUUAUAACUCCAUAUGUUAUCGAUGCCUCCGAGCUGCUUCUCCUCACACUAGGCAGCCAUUCCACCGCUUGCGACCAAUAUAACUGAGUUUCUUGUACCCUAGUUGGGUACUGUAAUGGAGCUUCUUGUACCCUAGUUGGGUACUGUAACAGAACUUCCUGUACCCUGGCUGGGUACCUCCACCGACGGAUGCUCCUAAUGCUCACCGAGGACUCCAAGCACUCCACCAGACACCAUCAGCACCGCAGUCCCCACAUCCAGCAUUACAGCUUGGCUGGGAAUUUGCCCUCCUCUACCCACCCUGGACCUAUGACAAGGCUCCAGAUUCCAGUGGGUGAACCUCUCCUCCAAGAGAGAGUAGCAGGAACAAGUUCUUAAAAGAGCUUAGUGAUUAUAAUUGCUGGGGAGUUCAGUGAUAUAGCAAUGGUUCUCACCGCGACAUCCAAACGCCAGACGAGAGUAGCAGGAACAAGUUCUUAAAAGAGCUUAGUAAUUAUAAUCCCUGGAUAGUAUAGUGAUAUAGCAAUCCCCAGGGUAGAUGCAGCCUUUCCCCCACACAUGAGGUGAGGCUCUAUGUUGAGGGUAAAACAGGAACUCAGCAGAUCUGAGGGUUUAUUGAACAGCUUGGUCUUUUAUACAGUUUUCCCCAGGUGGACCUUGUGGGGCACAGGGACACAUGAACAACAAGCCAAUAAAAACAUAGUUUUACAUUCAGUCACUCCCAUACAGUGUACACAACCCCUCCUCCCCCCUUCUGCCUGUGAGAUAAUUAACAAAGACAAUGGACUAACUCAAUUAACUCUAAGCGGAAAAAACAUACAUUUUUACAAACCCCAAAAAGUACCCCAAAAUACAACAAAUCCCCACAUCCCCUGAUAGCCCCGAUCUGGGUGAACAACAUAUCCCAAAAUCACCCAGAUUGGUUCAGGAAUUUCCUGGAAGUCUUAUUUUUGCUCCACCGUGCACAUGCUCUCAUGCCCAAAACUGUUCCACACACCCAACGACAAAAGACUGCUGGACAAUUUAAGAUGGCCGCCGCCACAUGUUUGAAUCUGUUCCAGUUAAAAGUCCAAGGGGCAGAAACAGUACUUUUGAACAUAGGUUAUCACAGGGCCCAUAGUCCCAGGGUAGGAGGCUGGCAAACAGGCCCCUUCCAAAAACCAGUGGCGAGGUUACGUUCGCCACAUAUGGCAAGUGAAAUCAAAUCCUGUGCCUCCUGUCCUGAAGAGGAAGAGCAACCUGGCAGGUAAGCUCUUCCCUGCACAGCCCCUUCCCCUGCAAACUCACAGUCCCCCUCCCUGCACAGAUCCCUCACCUGCACAUAUCCCCCUGCCUCUCUGACAGCCUACCUUCCUGCACAGAUCCCCUCUCUCCCUGCCUCCCCCCUCCCUUCACAUAUUCACUCUACCCCUGUCUCUCUUGCAGUCCCCCUCCCUACCCUGCACAUAUCUCCUCUCCCAUUGCCUCCCCUGCACAGAUCCCUUCUCCCCCUGCCUCCAUGAAAGCCCACCUGCCUCACUUACAGUCCCCCUCCCUGCACAGAUCCCCUCUCCCCCUCCUUCAUCUGCACAGAUCCCCUCUCUCCCUGACAGCCCCCUCCCAGCACAGAUCCCCUCUCUCCCUGCCUCCCUGACAGCCCCCUACCUGCACAGAUUCCCCCUCCCCUGCCUCCCUUACAGUCCCCCUCCCUACAUCGAUCCUCUCUCCCUUCUCAUGCACUGAUCCCCUCUCCCCCUGCACCCUGACAGUCCCCCUCACUCCCUUUUAAAGAUCCACUCCCCCUGCCUCCCCUGCACCCAGACAGUCCCCCUUACUUCCCUGUACAGAUCCCCUCUCCCCUCCCUCCCCUGGACAGACUCCCUCUGCCCUCCCUCCCCUGCACAGAUCCCCUCUGCCCUCCCUCCCCUGCACAGAUCCUCUUCCUCCCCUGCACAUAUCUCCUCUCUCCCCCGCACAGAUCCCCUCUCCGCUGCCUUCCAGUCCCUCUCACAUUGUAAAGAUCCCCUCACUUCCUUGUAACAUCCCCUCCCUCCUCUGCACAGACCCCCCACUCCCUGCACAGAUCCCCUCUCCUCCUGCCUCCUCUGCACAGAUCCCCCUCUCCCCUGCACAGAUUCACUGUCCCCCCUCUCCUGCACAGAUCCCCUCUCCCUCCACAGAUCCCCUCUUCCCUGUACAGAUUCCCUCUCACCCUCCUCUGCAAGGAUCCAGUCUCCCACUCUCUCCUGCACAGAUCUCCUCUCUUCCCUAUACAGAUCCACUCUCCCUCCCCUGCACCAUCUCCCUCCGUCCCUGCACCCUCCACACACCCCCUCCGUCCCUGCCAAAAAAUAAAAGUAUAUUAAGGGUCUUAAAUUUAUUUUUAUUUUUUUGCUUUUCACUCAUAACUGUUUUCUUUCACACCAAUAUAAAGUUAAAUAUACUGAAGUGCUUCACGAACAAGAAUUAUUUAAAGGAACACUCUGCCCAAAUGGGCAAUACCCCCGCUCCAAAUCACUGUUUAGUAGAUAUGCCCCCAACUAAUUACAUGCAUGCUUUUUUUUUUUAAUGCAUGUACUCAUUGGGUGUAUAUCUUAAAAAUGCUUGAAAAGGUUGUAAACUGUGUUGAGCUAGAGGCAUUGAGUACAUAAAAGAGGUAUGUCUGGUGCAGCCACGUAUGUCCGCGACUGCACCGAAUAUGACGUGGGUGGUCGAGAUAGGGCAGCAAAAGCUCUAGCUAGACCACUGAAGAAGCCUUAGCACAAAAGGCUAAUUACUAAUUAGUUGGCCUUUCAGAUUUUUGUCAAUCCAGCACACAAUCAGAAGACAUGAGCAGGGCCUUUGUUCUCUACCCUACACUUUGAGGGUCUCACAGUAAAAGGAAAUAUUUUAUAAAUUAUUUUUAUUUUAUUUUUCUGUGGCAUCAACAUGUGGACUUUCUAAGAAUAUUUGAUACUAAGACAACAGUUGUGUGUGUGUGUGUGUAUACAUAUAUAUGUAUAUAUGAUCUUUAAAGUUAUUACUGCUUUUUAACACAGGUAUGCACUUGAAGGUCACAAGGUCACACAGUGUAUGGAGAACACCACUUGGAGUCAACCAGCUCCAACAUGCAGACGUAUGUUCAAUAUGAUACAUAGAAUAUUCCCAUGUAUUUUUAUCUAAAAAAAAAGUUUUUUGGCAUACAUUUUACAGCCUUGAUUUCACACUGGAUAUGAUGUUACCUAACAUUCUGUUAUAAAUGGCUAAACUAAACAUUCACCCCUGGUGCAUGAGGGCCCUAUUCCAUUCCCUACCCACCAGCUGACCUGAGAAAACACCCCUUCUAUUUAAAUAACCCCAAUUGUUCAAUACUCUUUCUAUAAGUAUUAGGAUGCAGAGGCAAUAUAACCUAAAAAUGAUAAAAGACUGUAUUACAAAUAUAUUUCAUUGUUACUUCUCAAGUUCUUACUGGAAGAUAAUCUAAUUUGUUUAUACCAUCCCUGAAACCUGUGAAGGUUAAGGAACCCUCUUCUAAUUAUAUUAUCCUUCACAGAUGUUUUGUUUUUUUCCUACCCCAUCUACACAGGAAAUUUGGGCGUUUUCCCGUUGUAUAAUUAACUCCUACUUCCAUGUCUAUAUUUACAGUGGCAAAUGCCAAAUGAGGACCCUAGUAGGGGAUAUUUGCAGAUCUUUCUGAAAUUCACUUUACAUACAAAUGUUAUACAUGAGUAACGAACUGUUAGGAAUAAAAAAAAAAACUGUAUUUCUAACACUACAGUGUCCCUCUUCCCCAUGGCCCCCACUGGCAACUAAAGUGUUAAAAACAUUUUUAACACAUACCUGAUUGCAGCGCAGAUUUCUGGAUCAGGGUCCUCCUUUGCCAACGUCAUGGCGAUCCAGAAACCUAAUGAGCAAUCGCAUUAAGUGCCGCACGUGCAUUAGGCCUUCCCCAUAGUAAAGCAUUGAAUUAAUGUUUUCUUUUGAGGUUUUCAAGAUGCUGGAGGUGCUCAUGCAAAGCCUAUAGUACCUCUUUAAAGGAACUCUAUAGUGCCAGGAACAAAAACUUGUUUUCCUGGCACUAUAGGAUUAUUCGGUCCCCCCUCAUGGCCCCCCCUCCCUCAGCACUGAAGGGGUUAAAACCUCUUCAGCCACUUACCCUAAUCCAGUGCCAGGCUCCUUUGGUGCUGGUGACCUCUCCUCCCCUGCCGACGUCAGCCACUGAGUGGAGCCACAUGCUCGGGCCAGAGCUGCGUGCAUUCAAAUCGCCCAUAUGGGGAUCUGAACUCGCGCGGCGUGAGUUCAAUUCGAUUUUCACACUGAUAAUCGCGGGAAGCAGCCUCUAGUGGCUGUCAGUUGCAGGGUUAAAACUAGGGGGACCUGGCACUCAGACUUAAUUGAGCUGAAGUGGUCUGGGUGUCUUUAUGUAGAACAAGUUUUCUUUUCUCCAUUGUUUUCUAGUAGGUAGUGCUGCAAAGAUUAAAUGCAGGCAGUGUAAGCUUCAACUCUUUUUAUUGUCUAUAAGUAAUAAUAUAAUUUUCCCUUUCAGAAAUAUUCUGCCCCCCACCGCCAGAAGUAAAACAUGCUUAUCUUCUGGCAAUUCAGAAAUCAGAAUAUGCGGUCUUUGAAGAGAUAAAUUAUCUUUGUGAUAGAAAUUUGGAUAUGGAUGGGUCCCACAAUGUCACUUGUGAAGCAAAUGGAAACUGGUCUGCAAUUCCAAUAUGUAGAAGUAAGUAUUACUCAAAGGUAAGUCUGAAUGGACCUGCACUAAAAUUGGCAAACUGGUCCAAUGCUGUACAGGGCCAUUCGGACUGCCCAAUUUUGCAGAAACAACUCGAACAACCCUGAAUUUGGUCCAGAUUUCACCUAGAGCAAAUGCUAAUGGAUGGUUGAAAUCUGGACCUGGAUUGUUUGUUUUGAAGCACCCAUGCCGAAUGUAAAAAAACAAAAACUAUUUGCCAGACAGCUGGCAAACCAUUAAAAAACUCUCAGCACAUAAGGGUUAACCAAGUGGUCCUGUCACAACUGGGACUACUACUGCCUUCACUUUCCACAUCCUUUCUAGUUCUUCUUUCAGUCCUUGGUAUUUCUGCACCUUCUCAUGUUCCUUCUUCCUGAUGUUAUAGUCACUGGGUAUUGCCACAUCCACCACGACUGCAGUCUUCCUUCCUUGUCUACCAUUACGAUGUUGGGUUGGAUGGCCAGCACUUGCAUGUCUGUCUGCAUCUUGAGAUCACAGGAUCUUAGCCCUGUCAUUCUCAACUACCCUUUGUGGUAUCUCCCAUCUGGACUUAGGCAGGUCCAAUCCAUAUCCUGUCCAAAAGUUUCGGUACACAAUCCCAGCAACUUGGGAAAGUCUAGGUGCUGGACUGUCUCAGAGGCCUCUUUGCACAGUCUGCACCUUAGGUCUUGCCCUGUGUUGUAGACUCCAGCUUCUAUUAAUCUGGUGCUGAGUGCCUGUUCCUGUGCUGCUAGGAUUAGUGCAUCAGUGCUGUCUUUCAGUCCUGCCUUUUCCAACCACUGAUAGGAUUUUUGUCAUGUGAUCCACAUCCACUAUCUGCCGGUGGUACACCCCAUAGAGAGGGUUGUCUUGCCAAGGAACUUCCUAUUUUUCUGCAUCCUCUAUGUGUUGAAGUCUCAGGCAGUUCAUAUUUGGGAGCCAUCUUCAUGAUGCACAUGUGGAUGCUCUGUGUUUCAUGCAGGACUGUGUCCUUGACACUCAUCAGGCCCGACCUCCUUCCUUACGGCAGGUGUACAGUCUCUGGGUGCUGGAUUUCGGAUGGAAUCCACCAUUCAUAGUGAGCAGUUUUCUGGUCUUGACAUUCAUGGUGACCAGUUCUUCUCUUGGCCAGGUUAUUAUUCCAGCUGUGUACCUGAUGACCGGUAGGGCAUAUGUGUUGAUGGCUUGGAUCUUGUUCUUGCCAUUGAGCUGGGACUUCAGGACCUGUCUGACUCUUUGGAGGUACUUGGAUGUUGCUAUCAUCCUUGUCUCUUCCUCAUGGUUGCCAUGCAUUUGUGGUACCCCCGGGUACUUGUAGUUGUCCUCUACAUCUUCUAUUUGACCUUCUGGAACUUCAACUCCUUUUGUCCUGAUUAUCUUCCCUCUUUUUGCUAUCAUCCACCCGCACUUUUCUAGUCAGAACGACAUUCCGAUGUCCUUGCUGUAUAUCCUAGUUAGGUGGAUCAGUGAGUCAAUGUCCCGCUCAUUCUUGGCAUACAAUUUGAUGUCAUCCAUAUAGAGUAGGCAGUUGAUGGUAGCUCCACUCUUGAAUCUGUAUCGGUACCCACUCUUCUUGAUGAUCUGGCUAAGGGGGUUGAUGCCUAUGCAGAACAGCAUUGGGGAAAGAGAAUCACUUGAGUUAUUGUCCUGGAAUUGGCUUCUAGAGUUGUUUUCCAUUGCCCAUUGAGUUCUUGAUGAAGGCUCAUAUUGUCUUGCUGACCUUGUAGAGAGCCAAGAAUCCCAGUAUCCAUGUGUGUGGCAUUGUGUCAUAGGCUUUUUUGUAGUCAAUCCAGGCUGUACAAAGAUUGGUCUGUCUGGUCUUAGAAUACCUUGUGACUGCUUGGUCUACCAGUAGUUGGUGUUUUGAUCCUCUGGUGUUGUUUCUGAGUAUUGCUCAUAUGACAGGAGUUUCCAGAUAUUGCAUUUCAUGUACAAACCAACGAACCACUGCAUUUUCACCUAGACACUGACCCCUAUCGGUCAUUCGGUGUACUACAGGCUUCUUAGACGUUUUUGCAUUUCAUGUACAAACCAAUAAACCACUGCAUUUUCACCUACACACUGACCCCUACCGGUCAUUCAGUGUACUACAGGCUUCUCAGAUAUUAUUGCAUUUCAUGUACAAACCAACGAACCACUGCAUUUUCACCUAGACACUGACCCCUACCGGUCAAUUGGUGUACUACAGGCAUCUCAGACAUUAUUGCAUUUCAUGUACAAACCAACGAACCACUGCAUUUGCACCUACACACUGACCCCUACCGAUCCUUUCGGUGUACUACAGGCUUCUCAGACAUUAUUGCAUUUCAUGUACAAACCAACGAACCACGGCAUUUUCGCCUACAUGCUGACCCCUACCGGUCAAUCGGUAUACUACAGGCUUCUCAGACUUUAUUUCACUUCAUAAGCAAACAAACUAACUACAGCAUUUUCGCUUUUAUACUGACUCCUAUCUGUCAAACGAUAUACUACAGGCUAUAAUUAUAAUUACACAAUAACACUUCCUUACAAAUCAUGCUUGCUAUGAUAUAAUCAUUUCUGCAUACCUGCCUACAUAGGCAUUUAGUUACAUUUACUGACAAUACGCAUACAUUUACCCAAGAAUAAAAACAAAACAGAGAGUAAGCGCUAGCUAAUAUGAGGGCAGCAACCCUAUAAGCGAAUCCCUCAGGAACCCUUAAAAAUGACGCUGAGAGAGAGAAAGAAUAAAAGAUAAGGGCUGCACCAAUAAGAACAAAAUACAAAAUAAAAUAGCAAAUAGUCCAAAUAAAUGAGUGUAAUAAAAAAAGAAAGUCUUAUCUAGAAUAUGCUCUUUGAGGUCAUGGAAUCUAUCCGUGCUUGAUCCGGAACAAUUGUCCUUUUUAUGUUCAUCCGUGAGGGUCCGCUCGUAUAUAGAAGAUAAAAGAGUGGAGAGCCAAUAGUGUAAAAUGCUUAAAACAAUAAAAAUGAGUAAAAAGGGAAAAAUAAAACUCACAUUUGAAAGAGCUAAACUUGCUCUAGUAUAGAAGGCGUACAGCGAUUUGAUCCCCGCUUAUGGGAUAUAGGGUGGACUUCCUCCGUCAGUGGUGUAUCCAACACUCGGGUAGAAAGAAACAGCCAAUAGUGUACACUGAGUAAAAUAUUGGUAAUAAAAUAGAAUGGGUACUCACAAGACGGGAGCAGAACAACUGCUCCUUGACGUAGCGCUGGUGGUAUAAUCCCCACCUAGGAUUUCUUGGAGUCCGGGAUGUUGAAAGGAUGCCAGGUAGUAAAUAAAUUAGAGUGUAUAAAAGGAUAAGUGGCACAGAUAAAAAGUAACCAAUAUAUAUAAAAUACACAAUGAAAAGUCCAUAAACGCGUUUCGCCAACAAUGGCGUUAUCAAUAUGGGGUAAGAACCUGAAACCUGGCAUGACAUUGUUUAUAUAACAACUGUAAUUCUAUAAAAUUGGCGCCAAAAGUGAGCAGCCAAUCAACAGAGAGUUAAAACAUAAAAUUGAUAAAACAAUAUAAAAAUAGAGAAAUCAAUACUUUUUUGCAAUAAUAUAUUCAUUAUGAAUGUUAUGGCAUUAAUAAAUAUAAAAAAACGAAGAGUGUAGCUAAGUAUUUAUAACUUAAUGUGCGCGGUCAUGUGACCGGCACCAUGCCGCUAAGGAGUAUGGGAGUGGUAAUAUAGACACCGGCGCGCACUGCGCAGCUGCCGGCGUGUAUGAAGAGAGUGGGAGGGAGGCAUCAGCUCGCACACUGAUUGCGGCUGACGUCAGUGGGAGGGGUGGGGUGACGGCGGCACGCACAAGAAUGCAGCUGUCGUCAGGGAGAAGCAGUAAACAUAGAAGACGGCGAGCACAAGGCUGCAGCCGUCGUCUAGGCAACAGGAGGAGCCUGUCGGCACGCUAAAGAGUGCGGCCGACCAGGCACUAAAAAAAAAAAAGAAAAAAGAAAAAGGAAAAUUAAAAAAGGGGCAUUAAUAAAAAACAACAGUAAAAAAACAACAAUAAAACAGAAAACAGAAAAAAUAUGUAAAAAUGAAAAAUAUUAUAAAAUAUAUUUUUAAUUUUUACAUAUUUUUUCUGUGUCUGUUGUUUUAAAAUAUAUGCAGCCAGUACACCUUCCCAUAUUUAUUUUACACUUCACAUCUCUGUUAUGUUUUAUGUUUUAUUGUUUUUUUUUACUGUUGUUUUUUUUUUUUAUUAAUGCCCCUUUUUUAUUUUCCUUUUUCUUUUCUUUUUUUUUUUUUAGUACCUGGUUGGCCGCACUCUUUAGUGUGCCGACAGGCUCCUCCUGUUGCCUAGACGACGGCUGCAGCCUUGUGCUCGCCGUCGUCUAUGUUUACUUCUUCUCCCUGACGACGGCCACAUUCCUGUGUGUGCCGCCGUCACCCCACCCCUCCCACUGACGUCAGCCGCAAUCAGUGUGUGAGCUGACGCCUCCCUCCCACUCUCUUUAUAGACGCCGGCAGCUGCGCAGUGCGCGCCGGCGUCUAUAUUACCACUCCCAUACUCCUUAGCGGCAUGGUGCCGGUCACAUGACCGUGCACAUUAAGUUAUAAAUACUUAGCUACACUCUUCGUUUUUUAUAUUUAUUAAUGCCAUAACAUUCAUAAUGAAUAUAUUAUUGCAAAAAAGUAUUGAUUUCUCUAUUUUUAUAUUGUUUUAUCAAUUUUAUGUUUUAACUCUCUGUUGAUUGGCUGCUCACUUUUGGCGCCAAUUUUAUAGAAUUACAGUUGUUAUAUAAACAAUGUCAUGCCAGGUUUCAGGUUCUUACCCCAUAUUGAUAACGCCAUUGUUGGCGAAACGCGUUUAUGGACUUUUAAUUGUGUAUUUUAUAUAUAUUAAAGUAUAUUUGGUUACUUUUUAUCUGUGCCACUUAUCCUUUUAUACACUCUAAUUUAUUUACUACCUGGCAUCCUUUCAACAUCCCGGACACCAAGAAAUCCUAGGUGGGGAUUAUACCACCAGCGCUACGUCAAGGAGCAGUUGUUCUGCUCCCGUCUUGUGAGUACCCAUUCUAUUUUAUUCAAUUUUAUUACCAAUAUUUUACUCAGUGUACACUAUUGGCUGUUUCUUUCUACCCGAGUGUUGGAUACACCACUGACGGAGGAAGUCCACCCUAUAUCCCAUAAGCGGGGAUCAAACCGCUGUACGCCUUCUAUACUAGAGCAAGUUUAGCUCUUUCAAAUGUGAGUUUUAUUUUUCCCUUUUUACUAAUUUUUAUUGUUUUAAGCAUUUUACACUAUUGGCUCUCCACUCUUUUAUCUUCUAUAUACGAGCGGACCCUCACGGAUGAACAUAAAAAGAACAAUUGUUCCGGAUCAAGCACGGAUAGAUUCCAUGACCUCAAAGAGCAUAUUCUAGAUAAGACUUUCUUAUUUUAUUACACUCAUUUAUUUGGAUUAUUUGCUAUUUUAUUUUGUAUUUUGUUCUCAUUGGCGCAGCCCUUAUCUUUUAUUUACCCAAGAAUGCACAUACUAUUUAAAGCACUAUGCAGGAUACCAGAGUCUAAUACGGAAUAUUUGCAUGUUUGCACCCUUAAAAUAUAAGUCCUUCCAAUUAUGUAUUUUCACAUAUUAGGUUAUUCAGCUGCCAGUCAUGGUUCACUACACUCAUGUUUCGGGGUACAGUUGUAUUCCGUAUCACACAUGAUAUAACACUCCCGACAAGUUAAUUUCCUUCAAACAGGGGCAUUACAAGCAUACAAUAAACAUUGGGGCGGAGCACUUUGCUCUUUUAAACUUGCAUAACACACAUAUGGGUAUACGCUUUUAAAUGUCUAUAUUCAAUUUUCAUACAUUGUUUUACCCGUCCGGGAUACAGGUGUUAAUAACCCUUACAACCAGUAAGGGUAUCUAAUCAUACUACCAGGUAUAUACACCUGCUCAUGUGGUAUAUACAUACAUUUUCUGUUUCCCCAUGGGUAUAUCCUUAGCGUACUGGCAAUUAGGGACAAUAGGUUUCCAAUAGGUAUUUUCCUUUCUUGGCAUCUACGCCUGUCGUAUAGUGGUCCCGCAAGGCCAACACCCCGCCUCAACGCUCGGAGGAAAACACCCAUCGGGCCACUAUUGAGCUAGUCGCCUCGCAUGGUAUACAGAGAGGGCCUCACCUGUCACUACCUUCCCCAUUUUUUAUGGUUACAGUCACCGAGAUGCCAACAUCCUGCCACUACGUUUGGUGGCCACAAAAAUCCCCUUUUGCCAUUGCAUAGAUAGAGUCUCUCAAGCCACUUGGCAACUAGCAGGGCCUCACCUGUCACCAAACAAAGGAUUAAUUGUUUCGCCAUGUGGCUUUAGCUAGCAAGCCAGUACUAGCACACUGUGGGUUCAUAUAAUAAUGGCUAUCUUCAUGUUUUUUAGUAUGUAUCAAGCAGGUGGUAGUGAUGUCGCGAACACGAAAUUUUCGGUUCGCGAACGGCGAACGCGAACUUCCGCAAAUGUUCGCGAACCGGCGAACCGGGCGAACCGCCAUAGACUUCAAUGGGCAGGCGAAUUUUAAAACACACAGGGACUCUUUCUGGCCACAAUAGUGAUGGAAAAGUUGUUUCAAGGGGACUAACACCUGGACUGUGGCAUGCGGGAGGGGGAUCCAUGGCAAAACUCCCAUGGAAAAUUACACAGUUGAUGCAGAGUCUGGUUUUAAUCCAUAAAGGGCAGAAAUCACCUAACAUUCCUAAAUCACAAUGAAUAUGGGUUGACACCUGACAUAUGACAUAUUGACACCUUGACAUAUGGAUUGACACCUGUCCUCAGAGCCCCUGAUGCACACGGACACACAGCAGAAUAGGGACUGGUCCCCCUACAUAGGGUCACUUGGCAGAUAUGGAUUGACACCUAUCCUAAGGAUCCCUGAUACACACUGACAAAGAGCAGAAUAGAGACUGUUCCCCCAACAUAGGGUCACUUGGCAGAUAUGGAUUGACACCUGUCCUCAAAGCCCCUGAUACACACUGACACAGAGCAGAAUAGAGACUGUUCCCUCUACAUAGGGUCACUUGGCAGAUAUGGAUUGACACGUGUCCUAAGGAUCCCUGAUACACUCUGACACAGAGCAGAAUAGAGACUUUUCUCCUACAUAGGGUCACUUGGCAGAUAUGGAUUGACACCUGUCCUCAGAGCCCCUGAUACACACUGACACAGAUCAGAAUAGGGAAUGUUACCCCAACAUCGGGUCACUUAGCAGAUAUGGAUUGACACCUGUCCUAAGGAUCCCUGAUACACACUGACACAGAGCAGAAUAGGGACUGUUCCUCCUACAUAGGGUCACUUGACAGAUAUGGAUUGACACCUGUCCUCAGAGACCAUGAUACACACUGACACAGAGCAGAAUAGAGACUGUUCCCCCUACAUAGGGUCACUUAGCAGAUAUGGAUUGACACCUGUCCUCAGAGCCCCUGAUACACACUGACACAGAGCAGAAUAGAGACUGUUCCUCCUACAUAGGGUCACUUGGCAGAUAUGGAUUGACACCUGUCCUCAGAGAUCAUGAUACACACUGACACAGAGCAGAAUAGAGACUGUUCCCCCUACAUAGGGUCACUUGGCAGAUAUGGAUUGACACCUGUCCUCAGAGCCCCUGAUACACACUGACACAGGCAGAAUAGAGACUGUUCCCCCUACAUAGGGUCACUUGGCAUAUAUGGAUUGACACCUGUCCUCAGAGCCCCUGAUACACACUGACACAGAGCAGAAUAGAUACUGUUCCUCCUACAUAGGGUCACUUGGCAGAUAUGGAUUGACACCUGUCCUCAGAGAUCAUGAUACACACUGACACAGAGUAGAAUAGAGACUGUUCCCCCUACAUAGGGUCACUUGGCAGAUAUGGAUUGACACUGUCCACAAGGACAAGCUGCAGGCUUCCUGGCAGGGCCCAUACAAGGUGGUAGAGCAGGUUUGUGAUACCACCUUUGUGAUCGGUGCGGUCACAGGCACGGGAGGCAAGCGCAUGCUCCAUGUGAACAUGCUCAAGCCAUACCACGAGCGCACGGAAGAGGUAACCGCGAUCUGUGCACCUGCCACUGAAGAUUAUGAUCAUUUGCCACUCCCAGAUCUCCUAGACCUAGAGGGCCAGAGCGGAGACCUGGGAGAAGUACAGUUAGGAGAACGGUUAGACCCCCAGGAGCGAACCCAGGUCCAAAGACUAAUCCAGGACAAGGGGGCCACGUUUUCCAACCUACCUGGGUACAGUCCGUUAACCACUCACAAAGUUGAAACCCUAGACCAGACCCCCUUCGCCAAACCGCCUAUCGCAUACCCGAAGCAGUUAAAGAAAAUAUUCAGAAAGAAAUUGAGGAAAUGAUGCAGUUAGGGGUGAUAGAACACUCUGACAGCCCCUGGGCCUCCCCGGUAGUACUAGUACUGAAACAGGACAGCAUGACCCGUUUCUGUGUAGACUACCGGAGGCUAAACGAUAAAACAACCUCAGACGCCUCGUCUAUGCCCCGGAUAGACGAGCUCCUAGACAAAAUGGCCAGAGGCCAGUACCUCACCACAAUAGAUCUGUGCAAGGGGUACUGGCAAAUUCCAUUAGCCGAGGACGCCAUCCACAAGUCGGCAUUUGUCACCUCGUUUGGCCUGUAUCAGUUUAAGGCCAUGCCAUUCGGGAUGAAGAAUGCCCCGGCUAACUUUCAGAGGAUGGUAGAUCAGCUACUGGAUGGUUUUUAGGAGUAUGCCUGCGCCUACUUGGAUGGUAUAGCCAUUUUUAGCUGCUCCUGGCCCUAACACCUGACCCACAUAGGAGCCGUACUAGACCGGAUUAGGGAGGCCGGACUGACCCUAAAGCCCAGUAAGUGCCAUAUUGGAACGCGUAAAAACCUCCCAAGAUAGUAGUAUGGGCCCCAGAGUGUGAACAGGCCUUCCAACAGCUCAAGACGGCGCUCAUUAAAUCAUCUGUACUUUCUGCUCCUGAUCCAACUAAACGCUUUCUCGUCCAUACAGACGCUUCUAUGUUUGGAUUGGGAGCAGUACUGAACCAAGUCGGAGCAGAUGGCGGCGAGCAACCCGGGGCUUAUCUAAGCCGGAAACUUUUGCCCAGGGAAGUAGAUACACUGCCAUUGAAAAGGAGUGCCUGGCGGUGGUGUGGGCCCUCAAAAAGCUGCAACCUUACUUGUAUGGACAACCGUUUACCUUACUCACAGAUCACAACAAAUUUGGGCACUGCGCGUGCAAUCUAAUGUGCCACCAGAUAGGAGUGGUGUGUUUAGUACUAUUGUUAUCAGUUUAAUCACUGUUACGCCCCCUAUCCGUUGAUGUGGAGCAAGGCGCAGCAGCAGAAGAGGACUAAGCCGAGGAGGUUAUGGAAGAGGAUGGAGUAGGAGGAGUAGAGGAGGUGGCAGCGUACUGGCAGAGUACACGCUGUAGGGCUGACACACCCGCUUUGAGACAACUCACUGCUAUUCAAUCUAUAACAGUGAAAAAAGUUUUUUGUUUUUAAAUGCAAGCUAUUGUGACACCAGUGAGUGAGUGGUGGCACUGGGCACAGUAUCCACUGUGAGCCUGACACACCUGCUUUGAGACAACUAACUGCUAUUCAAUCUAUAACAGUGAAAAAAGAUUUUUGGUUUUUAAAUGCACGCUAUUGUGACACCAGAUAGUGAGUGGCACUGUAAACUGGCAGAGUACACGCUGUAGGGCUGACACACCCGCUUUGAGACAACUCACUGCUAUUCAAUCUAUAACAGUGAAAAAAGUUUUUUGUUUUUAAAUGCAAGCUAUUGUGACACCAGUGAGUGAGUGGUGGCACUGGGCACAGUAUCCACUGUGAGCCUGACACACCCGCUUUAAGGACACUGACUGCUAUUCAAUCUAUAACAGUGAAAAAAGUUUUUUGUUUUUAAAUGCAAGCUAUUGUGACACCAGAUGUGAGUGGUGGCACUGACUGGGGAAAUGGGCACAGUAUCCACUGUGAGCCUGACACAGAACUGGCAGCAGUGGCAGACAACUGACUGCUAUUCAAUCUAUAACAGUGAAAAAAGUUUUUUGUUUUUAAAUCAAAGCUAUUGUGACACCAGAUGAGUGAGUGGUGGCACUGGCACAGUAUCCACUGUGAGCCUGACACACCAGCUUUAAGGACACUGACUGCUAUUCAAUCUAUAACAGUGAAAAAAGUUUUUUGUUCUUAAAUGCAAGCUAUUGUGACACCAGAUAUGAGUGGUGGCACUGACUGGGCAAAUGGGCACAGUAUCCACUGUGAGCCUGACACAGAAGCUGGCAGGCAGGCAACUGCAAUUACAUUACACAGAAAAAAAAAAGCAGACUGAUGUUCUAGCCCUAAAAAGGGCUUUUUGGGGUGCUGUCCUUACAGCAGAGAUCAGAUGAGUCCUUCAGGACUGUAGUGGACACUGUAUACCCUAACCUAGCUAUGCAUUUCCCUAUCUAAUCAACAGCAGCUACACUUUCCCUCCUCUCACUAAGCAUGCAGCUUGAGAAUGAAUCUAAAAUGGAUGCUGUCCAGUAGGUGGGAGGGUCUGCUAGGGAGGGUGUGCUGCUAAUUGGCUGGAAUGUGUCUGCUGACUGUGAGGUACAGGGUCAAAGUUUACUCAAUGAUGGCGAAUAGGGGGCGGAUCGAACCGCGCAUGUGUUCGCCGUCCGCGGCGGACGCGAACACGCUAUGUUCGCCAGGAACUGUUCGCCGGCGAACCGUUCGGUGCAUCACUAGCAGGUGGUAAGGAUUUCUCUCUACCUGUACGUAGAGAACUACCAGAGACAAAUUGGGUCGUCUCAUUCUCUUUGGCAAAUCCCAGAUUUGCAACAAUUUCCAUGUUGGCACAUGUAGUUUAAGUGCAUGCAGACUGUUGCAGAUAUGUUCUCAAUAUGUCAGGGCACAUGCAAAAACCAUGUGUCCCAGUAAAUGUACCCUGAGCCUUUCUUCACAUCUGUAAACAUUAUGCAUUUCCAGUACUUUCUAACUCCUCACCCUUCCAGACAUUUAGUUUAUUUCCUAAUCUCUGAUUUUAAAGGCCUUGCCAUAUACUUUUGGGGGAAUCCAAAAUGCCCUAACUUGCAGUCAUCGCAGCAGCAUCCAACAGCUGGCAUUACACUCAUGGCCCAAGAAAUGGCAGAAAGAUUUCUACAUGGGCCUCUCCGAUCUACACCAUUUACAGUGUGGCGCAAUCCCAUUGGGAUUGUCACAGGGAAUCUUCCCUCACACUGUAACUGAUCAUAGACUUAUCUGCACCUCAUGCCUCGGCUACCCCAUAGUCUCAACUCCCUCAUACCCUCCGAGGAGUUUUCAUUACAGUAUGCCACCAUUGUUCAUACCAUUACAACUAUCACUCAAGCAGGGGGGGGGGAGCCUGGUUAAGUAAAACUGAUAUCACAAACGCAUUUCAGACUGCCACCAUCCACCCUGCACUGGCACUUACAGGGCAUUUAUGGGCAGCAGUUAUAUAUUUCUUCUCCCGCUUAACUUUUGGGUCAAGAGCAGUCCACAAUCUUCAAUAUAUUCGUUGAACUCUUUACUGGUUGUGGUUAAACGUAUCCAGAUGCCCCACAGUCAUACACUCCCGAGAUGAUUUCUUGUUGGUCAAAGGGAAUGCCUUUCCCUCUAGAAGCUUCAAGGAUGUCUAGUAUGUCUGAACACUUGGGUGUUCCAGUAUUCCCUAAGGUCACAGAAGACCCAGACACUAUCGUUACAUUCCUGGGCAUACAACUUGACUCGGCAUCCAUGCCAACAAGUUACCACGUGAGAAAUAGGAACAGUCACAACAACACCAAUUACCACCUCCUGCUUGGUACUUGCAACCACACGGAACUACAAUCCCUACCAGGUUCCUUAAAUGUUGCCAUGCGCAUCAUACCGCAGGCCGCGCUUUCAUGUCAGACCACUUUGCUUUUUCCUCCCUCCCGAAUGAUGAUCAGGGGCUGUCCCUAGACAACCAAGCCAUGGCAGACCUACCCAUAUGGUGGACUUUCUUAACCACACGUAAUGGUAAACUAUUGUGGCAGCUGCCGUGACAGCCGCCAUGGCAGGGGGGUCAUUUAUGGUCAAGGUCAUGGAUUACAUGAACCUCGUCAACAUAGCCGGGCUCUGACUAAACUGGCCUUGUCCACCAGCACUCAACACGCUUGCUACAGGGUUUACCACUUAUACAAUAUGUUUCAUGUCGGACCAUCACUUAGCUGGUUUGAGGUUUCACCACGUAUGGCCUUCGUCUCUUUUUGCCACCUUAAGUUAAUAAUUCUCGCACAACACGGUUAAACUUUAUCUCACAGGCAUUCAACACUAUACGUAUUUCUCCUUCCCAAACAACAAGGGUUCCUAUCCUCCUACCCCAUCCAUACCUUAGAGACAUAGCCAAGCGGACGUGCCCGCUAAAACUAAAUACUGGCCAUAGACAUACAAUGUUCAAACCAUGUCAGAACCACUCGAACCACGCACCAAUGCAGUUAUCAAAACUGCUACCUAUCUAGCCUUUAACGGCUUUCUCAGGCCAAAACAAUAACUCGCUAUCAGCGGCCAACAUCAUAAACAAGAGUGCCUGUUCACCUCUUAUCUUCUAAAACACACAGACCACUAUGUCUGGUCCCUUCCUAAAACUAAGAUGAGUCAGAUGGGUGAACCAGUGCAUAUAACCUACUACCUUACAAGCAAUGCGGGAUGCCCGGUUAAGGUACUGAUUACGUUCUUGGGCAUGCCACCAUAUGCACCGCUGAACCAUUACUGUCGCUGUAUGAUACUGUCCUUACCACAGGUAAGUUCAUGCACUAUGUCCACCUACUCAUUCACCGGGCUCGAACUAAACCCUAGCGACUACUCAAGGCACUCCUUUAGGAUAGGAGCAGCUUACACAGCCUAUAGCCAAGACAUCCCCGCACACGUUAAGACACGGGGCCGCUGGGAAUCAUAGGCUUAUCCGACUUACAUACCACAGCCGAUUCAGGAAUUCGGAAGCUUUCAUUAAAAUGUAUAACUGAUGGUUAACAAAUGCACUAUGAUCCUGUACAAUGUUUUGCAUUAAUAUGUCUCUUUUUUCCCACUUUUUACCGGCCUACAGCCUACGUCGGUUUCGGCACACCUCAACCGAUUAUUCCUAAAGCUACAUCUCUACAACCCAUCUUAUUCUAUAUCAUAUGAGAAUGCCCCGAACACACAUAUAUAUAUAUAUAUAUAUAUAUAUAUAUAUUUUUUUUUUUUUUAAUUAAGUGUUCCUUCAAGAGUUUGUAGAAACAAAAUUCUGGUGGUUACGGUUAGUGCUGUGCCCAUUGCUAGCCACGGCUAUUUAACACCAACUUGAAAUCAUUGAUUUACAGUUUGACAGUUUGCUAAGUGUUUAUAGAAAGAAAUUACAUGUUUGAGGAGAAAUGUUCUUCAGUGAAAAGCAAAAAGAAACUAAACAAAUUCAUCUUGCGUAGCUACUGCUACAGUGGCACUAGCACAACAUUUGAGUGGGAGCCUGUUUCAUUCAUUCUAGUUACAUAUUUACACAUGUCUUUUUGCUGUUGAUUGAAAUAGAGGCAAAAAAAAAAAGUCUCAAGCUGUUUCCAAUUAUGCAACAAACUAGGAAAAAGAAUCCUUCUUAACCCGAGAAGGACAGUCAGAUCCCUUCUUGGAUCAAUAAGCUGCUAUCCCACAUAUUAAAAAUGAUAUCCCUGAUUAUUAUGUUUUUAAAAAAUAUUUAUCCAGUUGUUGUUUAAACAUCUGUACAGACUGGUAAAACGACAUCCUUUAGACAGAGAAUACCACAUCCUUAUUGUUCUUACCAGAAAAAAAAAAAAUCAACAAAAAACUUUCCUUUGCCUUAGACUAAAUCUUCUUUCUUCCAGUCUAAAUGGGUGACUAGUGUUAGACUGGUGACUAUAGUUAGUGCUGUGCCUACUACUAGCCACCUAAUACCUAAUUAAGAAAAUCCUUUUCAUUUUUUUUUCUGUUCAGUGAAUGAUGUACAAGUGUGCAAGUGCUGCAUGUUGUGUGUAGUGUAGUGUUUCUCAGGUGUUCUUCAAACACAGUAAAGUUACCGUAAUUAAUCCACCAAUCAAUUUUUCUACACAAACAUCUAUUUUUGCUGAAUACUGAAUUUUCAGCUUUUUAGACCUCUCACCAGCCUCUAAUUCAGGAUUGAUCUCAAUCCAACACCAGGAUGGGGAUAUGGAUGCAAAAAACUUUAUUGCAUGAAUUUACAAAUAAGAAGAGCAACAGACAAUAUUAGACUUGUUCACGAUGAGAAAAUCUGUUUAAUCCAAACCAUUUCUACCUGCUUCACUGAAUUACUGCAACAAAAAACAAUGCGGAAAGCUAAAUCAGAUGUUACAAAAUAGGCCAGUGUGCUGCAAAAUAUAUACCUAUAUUUUUUAAAAUAUAUAAUUAUAUAUUUUUUUUACUGCCCCUUUUUCCCCUCUAUUGCUUAUUUCUUACAUCAUCUGGGAAUAAAAAUCAACAUUUAGUGAGUGUCCUCUAGCCAUAAGUCAUCUUUUAUUUUUAUUUUUUUAAAUCAAUCUUCUCUCUUUUCAUGCCACAAGUGGAAUUCAGAAUCAAAUUGAACAUGCUCUGCCAUUGUAUGUCAUUUGGAUAGUGAUUUGGCUACAGUUUGGCUUUUCAAACAAACACCCAAUUAGUCCAAACUCAGAAGAAUUUCAGUUUGUAAAGAAACAAAUCUAGAAUAUAUUUAUGCCUGGUCAAAGAUAGUAUUACAUCCUGACUGCAUACAUACUUCAUGAGACAAGCAAAGCAUUCAUAAAUCCACCCACGUCUAACAUCUAUAUUCUGUGAAAUAAUUAUCUGCUCAAUUAUGUUAAGUUAAAUCAGGCAAUGCUGCUCAGUAUAAAUCAUUUAACAUCACUUGCAUUUCAAAUAGCAGCUCAUUCUGGUCUGAGGAUGAGGAGUAAGGGCUAUGCACAUAUAACAGUAGAAUAUUUGACAGAUUUUAUUGUUGAAUAUGAUGAGCUUUGUAGAGUACAGUAUCAGAUUGCAAAAACAAUUGGCUAAAAUAUCACAUUUCAAAGACAUUUCUUGCAACAUAUAUUAAAAGAACACUGCUACACCUAUGGAUGCUGCCCCCUGACUUCCAUCUAUCAUCCACCAUCCAGUAGGAGGAAUGUUUGCGAGGCAACUGGUAAUUGGAUGAAAAUGUGGAAUAUGAGGCUCUCACCCUGUCACUUGCUGCCCAUUGACUGAAAUAAUACUGUUUCUCCCAAUAGACAGGCAAGUAUAGACUGAGAGUGCCAGCUGAUACAUAUCAGACAUAGGGAAGCCCAAAAGGUUGUACAGAUAGCCAUGGUAUUCAAUAAAUUAAUGUUAGACUGUGAGGAGGUGCUUAAAGUGAUUUGCAGCUAACAGAGGUGCAGACCACACUCUCCCCCACUGGAUCACCAGAGAUCCUUUUCAAAAUGCCCUUCACUAAAACACAUAUCAUAUCUAAAAUUUAACAAAACACACACACACACAGCUUAGCCCCCAACACGAUAUUCCGCCUAGUCCUCACACAAAAACUCAGUCACCACAUACAUAAAAAACUCAGCCACCACACACAAAAUUCAGACAGCACAAACACAACCACCACACACUCAGCAACUACACAUGCACACCCUUAUUUACCACACACGUAAGAUUCAGCUAACACACACAAAACAUUCAUCCGCCUUCACUGACAUAACAGACAAUUGGGUCGGGUCUCUAGGCAAUCGAGCAUCUGCCAUCCGGCCCUUGGCAAUUUUAAUCUGAUCUAAAAGGCAGGGGUGUGAUAAUACAAACUAUUGGGUCAGGUUACAUAUUUUACCAUAUGUUACAAUAGAUGAAAAGUAGUUCUACGUAGGUAUUGCAUUGAAGCAAAUAUUAGUCUAAUUAACUAGUGCAUGCAUUUAAGUUUUUAUAUAUAUAUAUAUAUAUAUAUAUAUAUUCCUUAUUAUUAAUUUCUGUUAUUGCAUUUCACACAGCAAGAUGUAAAAUACCAGCACAACGAAGUCGAGUAGUUUAUAAGGGUAGUAAACGUUGGGUCCAUGAAAUACCAGGCACUGUGCAUCACUUGGAAGCGGUCACCUUUUUCUGCCUUAACCAGACUUGCAGUUAUCCCGCUACAUCCCAAUGCUUUGAUGGCAUACUCUCACUUCCAAGCUGCUAUGAAGGUAAAUUUACAUUUUGUUAGCAGAAUUCAUCCCCUGUCAAUUGGAAAAGGGGGAGGGGGGGUUAACAUUGCAAAGGUUGUAAAGGAGUUUAGAUUGGAGCAUAUUUUUAAUUUGGCUUUUCCAGUUUAAAUGAGGAAGGGAUAAUCAACUGAGUAGUCUGAGAUGUAUUGAAAUUUUUACAUAACACCAUUAUUACACAUAAUGACAGAACAGAAACAGUCACAAAUAUACAAACUGACAUUGGACAUACAUAGAAACACUGGAGGAGAUUUAUCACGGUUUUGUGUGGUGUAAAUUGUAAAAUUUGAGUAAUCAUCAAUAGAAUGCAGUUUUUACUCGGUUCCAUAGUGAUUUUAUUCCAUUUUUAGUACAAAAGACUUGUAUAUAUCUCCCUCAGUGACAGACACAUGUGCACAUACUGAAUCACCAACAUAAACGCAUACAUUUUGACAUUGCAAAAACAUAGAAGACCAUCAUAUACACACAAGAGAAAAUCUGUCAUACAAACAUAUUUGCAUUAUAUACUGGGCGUUCUCACUUCUAAGUUUCACACAGGGUGCCUGGAGGCUAAGUGCCUAGACUAUGUAUCUAGAGUCAGUAGCAUAUUAUGGAAUUAAAUAUAUUUUAUUAUAUCAUACAGGUCUACUUUAGAAUGAUGGCAUCUAUAUAAAGCGAUGUAUAACCGGAUGGUGGUUUGGCCAUUAAAAGGGACACUAUAGUCACCAAAACAACUUUAGCUUAAUGAAGCAGUUUUGGUGUAUAAAACAUGCCCCUGAAGCCUCACUCCUCAAUUAUCUGCCAUUUAGGAGUUAAAUCACUUCGUUUAUGAACCCUAGUCACACCUCCCUGCAUGUGACUUGUACAACCUUCCUAAACACUUCCUGUACAGAGUCAUCUAAAGUUUAUCCUUUCUUUAUUGCAAGUUCUGUUUAAUUUAGAUUUUCUUAUCCCCUGCUAUACUAAUGCUUGCUAGACCCUGCAAGAGCCUCCUGUAUGUGAUUAAAGUUCAAUUUACAGAGCAAGAGAUAAAACUGUUUUAGGUAAAUUACAUCUGAUUGAAAGUGAAACCAGUUUUUUUUUUUUCAUGUAGGCUGCGUCAGUCAUAGCCAGGGGAGGUGUGGCAAUGGCUGCAUAAGCAGAAACAAAGGGUUUUAACUCCUGAAUGGCAGAGAAUUGAGCAGUGAAACCUGAGAGGCAUGACCUAUACCAGGGGUAGGCAACCUUUUGGUAGUGGUGUGCCGAAGUAAAACUUUGACGUCCUUUGGUGUGCCGGCAAUAUAGUCAGAGGAAUGCAUGGUUAAGAAAGUUAAAUGUUUUAUUAAUGAUAACAACAAAUAAAGAAGGUCAGUUUUAAGACAACUAAUCGUAUUGAUUUAUCUUUUUCUUUUUAAUGUAAUUUCUAAUUACAUUUAAACUUGUUGAGAAUAUUUUAAAAACGUAAUAACAAAGAACAUGCCAGGGCACUACCUGGUGUUUGGCUCAGCACAGGCUGCUCAAGGCGGGAGAUCGGUUGCCUCUCCCUUCCCUGGUGCUCACCAGGCAGCAAUAUGCUCGAAGCCCUCUCCAGGACCGUGUCAGCCACAAUCACCGCUUGUCGCCAGUAGGAGGGGCUACUGCAAUAUCGAUUUAGAAUGUGGCAGGGCCCAGCAGGGUCCCCAAAAACAACAACCAUAACCAUUUCUAUGUAUCUAAGUGGAGUCCGUGGGUGCCAGGAUCCUUGUCACUACUUAAUGGUUUUCUCACCAUUUAGCAAAGCAGGUUGGUCCCCAGGAACCCGGCCUCCAAUGAUGAUGCAGAGAAGACAGAACUAUGCUUCCAUCUCAUGCCAUACCAGAGAUUAGGACAGUGAUUGAGCGUGCUCAGUUUACACGCUCAGCCUCUCACUGACGCUAACUAUGUUAUGGUGUGAACCUGCAUAGAAAUUUACAGCAUUUAAGUUUAUCACAGGUCUCAAACUAUGUACGGAGUGUAUUUAAUGUAUCCAGUGGUGUAUUUUGGAUUUGUGCUGCCCUAAGCAUGAGGAACUCAGGAACCCCCUAAUUUAAAUUUGCCCCACACCUUCCUGCCAAGGUGACACCUCUUCCUGUUAAAGACUAACACGCAUUUUGACUGACAGACACACACUGACACACCCACUCACGGACAAGCACACACUCUCAGAUACACUGACAUACACACACUCACUAAUUUGACACAAUCUGACACACACAAUCACUCACACACACUGAGAGACACGCACAUGCACUGACAGGCACGCACAUGCACUGACAGGCACGCACACGCACUGACACACAAGCACACUCACUCAGACACACCCACAUUCCCUGACAGACACACACUCACUGACAGACACUCACAGACACACUCACUCACAGACACCCACAAACCCACAUUUACUGACCGACAGACACACACAUUCACAGAUACACACAAAAACAUUUACUGACAGUAAGGAACAACCGAGGCUGUCACUCCCAUGGAAGAACCACUAGGAACACUGCCUGAGGUGAACCCCAUCCAGGCCCCCUCAGAUAACCGGCAAGGGCACCGCCAGGAGGUACAUAUGGAGGGGAAAAAGGUACAAGGACUUUGUGACUCUGGGGCUACCUUAACACUAGUCCGAAGUCAUUUGGUACCUAAACCCAAUCUAACUGGAGACUGCGUUGCUGUACAGGUAGCAGGGGGAGCGAUUUACAAAGUACCUACGGCCAAGGUGCACUUGAAUUGGGGAGCGGGGCACGGGAAUGUGUAUGUGGGGAUGAUGCAGGACUUGCCAGCUGAUGUUAUUUUGGGCAACGACCUGGGGGAGCUGACUUCAACAUUUGUUCCUCAGUCCACCAUACAGGAAGCCUACCCGGUUGUGACCCGGCAACAGGCCCGCACCACAGCAACGCCUAACCACUCUGAGGCUCAGGUAAGCAAUGACCCCCCCAUGCCCACUGUCAUGCCAUGGGCGAGCCCCCUAGAGUUUGGAUCUUAAGUGGCCCUAGACCCCUCUCUGCAGGUAUACAAAAACAGUAUAGAUAAAGAUCAGGCAGGAUUAGAAGGGGAAAGGUAUAUCUGGAACAAAGGACUACUGUAUCAUCAUGCAGAAAAAGUAGUGUCCGGAUCCAUACCUUUACUCAUCAAACAAUUAAUAGUGCCUCGAAAGUAAAGGUUAGAACUAUUACUUAUCGCCCAUGAUAUUCCCCUGUCUGGGCACUUAGGAAUCAGCCAUACUAAACACAGGCUGACCCAGAACUUCUUUUGGCCAGGUAUUUCACAGGACGUUAAACGAUAUUGCCAGACCUGUGAUACCUGCCAAAGAGUAGGGAAGAGGGGAGACCGUCUCCGGUCUCUGCCCAUAAUUGAGGAACCCUUCAGUAGGGUGGCAGUAGAUAUUAUAGGACUCCUAGCCAAGCCCAGCCCUUCCGGCAAGAAAUAUGUCUUGACCGUGGUGGAUUAUGCCACCAGAUACCCUGAGGCAGUAGCCCUGACAAACGUACAUGCAGAAACAGUAGCAGAGGCCCUGAUGCGAAUAUUCUCCCGGGUAGGAUUUCCCCGGGAGAUUAUUUCGGAUAGGGGCACUCAGUUUACCGCUGAAGUAACACAUCAGCUCUGGAAAUCAGCUCAACAAAUCUUGAACUCCGCUUAUCACCCCCAGUCCAAUGGGCUCUGUGAACGGUUUAACGGAACACUUAAACAGAUGAUCCGUACGUUCAUAGACACGCAGAAGGACUGGGAAAGGUUUCUACCCCACUUGUUAUUUGCUUAUAGGGAAGUACCCCAAGAAUCCAACGGGUUCUCUCCAUUCGAAUUGUUAUUCGGGUGGAGAGUGAGGGGCCCCCUCGAUUUAAUCCGGGAACACUGGGAGGGAGAAGGGACUAAUUAACGGCACCCCCAUCGUACCCUAUGUGCUAGAAUUCAGGGAACGUCUGGAGAUGCUGACCCAGACCGUACGAGACAAUCUCCAGGUAGCCCAGCAAUGACAGCGCAGAUGGUACGAUAAGGGAGCCAGGGACCACAGCUUUCAGGUGGGGCAAAAAGUACUUAUCUUGCGACCAGUCCACAAAGAUAAGCUGCAGGCUUACAAGGUGGUAGAACAGAUCUGUGAUACCACCUAUGUGAUUGGCCCGGUCACAGGCGCGGGAGGCAAACGCAUGCUCCAUGUGAACAUGCUCAAGCCAUACCACAAGCGCACCGAAGAGGUAACCGCGAUCUGUGCCCCUGCCACCGAGGACUUUGAUAAUUUGCCACUCCCAGAUCUCCUAGACCAAGAGGGCCAGAGCGGAGACCUGGGAGAAGUACAGUUAGGAGAGCGGUUAAACCCCCAGGAGUGAACCCAAGUGCAAAGGCUAAUACAGGAAAAGGGAGCCACAUUUUCCAAUCUACCCGGCUAUGCCCCGUUAGCCACGCACAAGGUAGAAACCCUAGAUAAGCCUCCUCUUCGCCAAACUCCUUACCGCAUACCAGAAGCCGUCAAAGAAAGUAUGCAGAAGGAGAUUGAGGAAAUGCUACAGUUAGGGGUGAUAGAACACUCUGACAGCCCCUGGGCCUCCCCCGUAGUACUAGUACCGAAACGGGACGGGACGACCCGUUUCUGUGUAGACUACCGGAGGCUCAACGAUAAGACGACCUCGGAUGCCUACCCUAUGCCCCGGAUAGACAAGCUCCUAGACAAAAGCCAGAACCUGCUAAAAUAGAGGCAGUCGCCCAGUGGCCAACCCCUCGCACCAAAACACAAGUACUCGCCUUUCUAGGGACCGCAGGGUACUACAGGAAAUUUGUGGCCGACUACAGCACCCUAGCCAAACCCCUCACUGAUUUAACUCGUAAGAACCUCCCCAAGAUAGUAGUCUGGGCCCCAGAGUGUGAACUGUGCAUUUCAGCAGCUCAAGACGGCACUUGUUAACUCACCUGUACUUUCUGCUCCUGAUCCAACUAAACGUUUUGUUGUCCAUACAGACGCUUCUAUGUUUGGAUUGGGAGCAGUACUGAGCCAAGUCAGAGCAGAUGGCGGCAAACACCCAGUAGCUUACCUAAGGCGAAAACUUUUACCCAGGUGAGUCAGUCACGCCGCCAUCGAAAAGGAGUGCCUGGCUGUGGUGUGGGCCCUCAAAAAACUGCAGCCCUAUUUAUAUGGACAACCGUUUACAUUACUCACGGAUCACAACCCGUUGGUGUGGCUGAACAGGGUGUCAGGUGACAAUGCCAGGCUGCUGCUUUUGACUUUACCAACCAUUACCGCCCUGGGAAGCAAAAUGGCAACGUCGACGGGUUAUCCCGACAAACAGACCUGGAACCGUGAUUCGUGAGUGCUCCUCCGGACAUCCCCAAGCUGAUCUGUUGGGAUCAGACUGUGUAUGCCGGCUUGGUUUUGGGGGAGCAUUGUGGCAAAACUAGCUACUUAAGACUAUCACUAUAGGAAUAUGUUUAUAUCCCUUUGUUAAGCUGUGAGAACCAAGCAUAUUGCUGUAUUUUCAUUUCAGGCGAAUGAGAGCAUUCAUAUGCUGGUGGCAUGAAAACCCCAGCAUUCCUACUGUAGUUUCACGAACAGUGAGUUUCAGCACUGUUCGUGAAACGAAUAAACUACCGAAUGGACGACCACACACAGGAGGUCGUGUGGCGCCCAUUAACCAAUUGCAACAUUGUUGCAAUCGGUAGUUAAGUGUGUUCCUAGGCGGCCGUCGUUCGGCUACCGACCACGUGGUGGUCGGCCAUCUUGGAUCCUUUGUUAGCCCAGCUGUGUUUGGUCGUCGAGCGCCUGGAACUAAAAUCGGCUACUCGACGGUGCGAACACUGCUGGACUUCCAGGCCAUUCGGGAGCCCAGGUCAUUCGGUAGGUUAUUCCCUUACAAUCAAUCGGUGUUUUAAAGGUAACUAGGAAAUAAUGUGUGCUUCGCGCGGCGUUCAGUUAGUUAUGCUGGGAUCUGAGCGGUAUUCUCACGAACUGUGCACUCAGACCCCAGCUAUCUAUCGAACGUCCAUUCGUUUAAAUGAAGGGAAUAUUAUGGAAGUUAUGUAUUUUAAUGUAAAAUGUAAGUUCUGCUGCACGGAGGGAUAAUCCACUUAGCUGUAUAUUCUAGUGGGAGUAUCCCUCUCGUGCAGCAGUGCAUAAUGGGAGAAAUGUAUGUGUUCUUCAGUUCCCCAUGUAGUCCCCUACUGUACCACCCCUGGAAUGUCAGUAGGGAAACCCCUUGCAUGGGGAAUCCCAUAAAUACAGUGCCCUGUGAAUAAAACCUCAGUUGACUCCCAGCCUAUGUGUCGUCUAGUUCUUGGGAGGGAAGGAUUCUUACAACGGUACCAGGAUUAUUGUAUGCUGUAUUUACUUCCUUGGAUUAUUUUAUGCUAUUCCUGUUACCCCAUGUAGUCCCCUACUGUACCACCCCUGGAAUGUCAGUAGGGAAACCCCUUGCAUGGGGAAUCCCAUAAAUACAGUGCCCUGUGAAUAAAACCUCAGUUGACUCCCAGCCUAUGUGUCAUCUAGUUCUUGGGAGGGAAGGAUUCUUACAACGCUACCGGGAUUAUUGUAUGCUGUAUUUAUUUCCUUGGAUUAUUUUAUGCUAUUCCUGUUACCCAGUGGAGAUACUGUGGAUUAUACUACCUCUCCGCUACAAAGGCAAUCUGAUUUUGUGAGACAAGUCAGCAGCAGAAGUGACCCCUAUGAUUACUACUGUUUCUGAUUGGCUUACAUAAACAAAAAGCCCCACACAGAUUUGCUUGGUGUGACCUCUAAGUAACUCAUGCAGGCAGAGGAUGCUGCUAACAGAGUGGGAGGGCUGGAGGCAGGGCUGAAGCCUGGACAGGAGGCGGAGCUAAAGGCCAGGCAGUAGAUGGAGGUGCUUAAGGUUAGGUACGAGGCGGGGCUGAGGAUGCUGUUGACAGAGUGCGAGGACUGGAGGCAGUGCACACAGUGGCGGACGUCAUUGGAGCCGUGGUAAGAACAGCCUAAUAGUCGUUACUCCAGAUCACAAGAUGCUGGAAGUUCCGCCGCCGCGCAAGUUCCUCUGUGCUUUCCAUCAGUGAAGAUCGGUCGGCAGCCUCGCGUGCCACUCGCGGUACGCGUGCCAGAGGUUGCCGACCCCUUACCUAUACACUAAAACUGCUUUAUUAAGCUAACGUUGUUUAGGUGACUAUAGUGUUCCUUUAAUCAUGUGCUAUUGAAACAGUCAUCUUUUAAUAAUCCAAUUGCUGAGGACUGCAUUCCACGAAAGAUGCUCAGCAAAUUGUUUGACUCAUAAUUACAGAACGUUUUGAACUACAUCUAGUGUGACCACUAUCUUUCACUAUACUAAAUUAAACUAUGGCCUUUAUUUAACCCCUUAAGACCUCAGGGCGCUCUAUGCCAUCCUUAAGGAAGCGGCUCUAAACGCGGCAUAGAAUGCCCUGCGAUCUUGUGUACUUACCCGGUCGCCGUAUGGGGACUCACCUGGGAGUCCAGGGAGUCCCCCUCCUUCCUCUUCGGCCCCUCUGGGCCAUGUGAUCGCGAGGUCCUUGCGAGGACCUCGCGAUCACAUGGACGGCAUAGCCAGCAGGGGGAGUGCCUGUAAUGACAGGUACUCCCCCUGCUGUCUGAAAAAAAAAAUUAAAACAGUGUAAAAUUAAAUAAAAUAUACUUAGAUCAUAGAUCUAAGUAUAUAUAUAUAUAUAUAUAUAUACACACACAUAAAUACACAUACACUGUCUAAGUGUAUUUUAAUAUUAAUAUAUAUAUAUAAUUAGAUAUAUAUUCAUAUCAAAGUACACAUACAAUGAUAUUGGCUAAAUAUAUAUAUAUAUAUAUAUAUAUAUAUAUAUAUAAUUAUCAUUAUAUAUAUAUUUAUAUAUAAUAAAAAAAAUGUAAACACGUUAAAAAUUUUUUUAAAAAUAAAUAAAAAAUAUAUACUUGUGUAAUUUCGUUCUAACUGUAUUGUAAAAUUAAUAUAUAUAUAUAUUGAUAUCAAAAUACAUGUAGAACGAAAUAAUAUAUUUAUCUAUAUAAAUAAGUAUAUACGUAUAUAUCACUAUAUAUACCUAUAUAAAAAUAAAAAUAAUUAAAAAAAAUUAUAUACAUAUAUAUAUAUAUAUAUAUAUAUAUAUAUAUAUAUAUAUAUUAAUUCUAUGUAUAUAUUUAUGUAAUAAUUUUACAUAAAUAGGUCAUUUUAUUAAUUACAAUUUGCAGGACCUGCCUGACAACCCAGAUCGAAAGUUCAGGGAAUUUAAUUUGCUAUCACUAUAUUUAGCCCUGUAACUUUCCAAGACACCAUAAAACCUGUACAUGGGGAGGUACUGUUUUACUCGGAAGACUUCGCUGAACACAAAUAUUAGUGUUUCAAAACAGUAAAAUGCAUUACAACGACGACAUCGUCAGUGGAAGUGAAAUUUUUUGCAUUUUUCACACACAAAUGGCACUUACACUGACGAUAUAAUUGUUGUGAUACGUUUUACGGUUUUGAAACACUAAUAUUUGUGUUCAGCAAAGUCUCCUGAGUAUAACAGUACCCCUCAUGUACGGGUUUUAUAUGGUGUUUUCAAAAGUUACAGAGUCAAAUAUAAGGCUUGCGUUUCAAUUUUUUUUUAAUAGUAGACAACCCAAGGUAUUGCAAAUGGGGUAUGUUCAGUCCUCUCUUGCCUAAGGUAAGACACAGGGAGGGGAGAUAACACUUUGGUUUUUUGGUUUUGUCCCUUUCCUCAGCCCUGCCCCCCUUCCUCAGCCCUGCCCCCCUUCCUCAGCCCUGCCCCCCUUCCUCAGCCCCUAUCCCCUUCAUCAGCCCCAUCCCCUUCAUCAGCCCUGUCCCCUUCCUCAGCCCCUGUCCCCUUCCUCAGCCCCUGUCCGCCUUCCUCAGCCCCUGUCCCCCUUCCUCAGCCCCUGUCCGCCUUCCUCAGCCCCUGUCCGCCUUCCUCAGCCCCUGUCCCCUUUGCUCAGCCCCUGUCCCCUUUGCUCAGCCCCUGUCCCCUUGCUCAGCCCUGUCCUCCUUCCCCUAUCCCCUUCCUCAGCCCCUGUCCCUUUGCUUGGCCCCUGUCCCUUUCCUCAGCCCUGGCCCUCUUCCUCAUGCCUUCCCCCCUUCCUCAGCCCCUAUCCCCUUCCUUAGCCCUGUCCUCCUUUCUCAGCCCCUGCCCCGCUUCCUCAGCCCUGUCCCCCUUCAUCUGCCCCUAUCCCCUUCCCCAGUCCCUAUCUCCAUUCUUCAGUGUUUGGUUUGUGUGUGUGUGUGUGUGUGUGUAUGAGUAUGUCUAUGUGUGUCAGUAUGUCUCUCUGUGUGUGUGUCAGUAUGUCUGUGUGUGUUAGUAUGUUAGUAUGUCUCUGUGUGUGUGUGUUAGUAUGUCUGUAUGUGUCAGUAUGUCUGUGUGUGUGCCAGUAUGUCUGUGUGUGCAUGCCAGUAUGUCUGUCUGUGUGUGUGUGCCAGUCAGUGAGUGUGUAUGUUUAGGUGACUGCCUCCCCCUUUCAAUCAUAUGCAAAAGGUGUUUUUACUCUCCCCUUGAUGCAAUGGGCCACUUGACUGGAUUUUCUCCCCAGGCCUAAGGCUGCCAGCCCUCCCCUGACAGAGAGCAAUGGAGCCUGUCAGUGAGAAAAGAUUUGGGGCUAUAGGCCCCCACAUUGGGUCUCUAGCCUCUUUCCUCCCUUGCCCUUAUCUUUUAUAAAUAAUAAAAACAAGGUACCAAAAUAUCAGCCUUUGGGCAACUACACUCUGACAUAGCAAAACCUUAGAGCGGAGCUUUCAAGAAAAAGUAGGACAAACAUUACAUGCAUUAAUUUAAGGAAGAUUAACAAUCCUUUAAAGGACCACUAUAGUGCCAGGAAAACAAACUCAUUUUCCUGGCACUAAAUGGUCUUUAGGUCCCCCCCACGCUGAGGGUUCCACUCCCACUGGGCUCUGGGGGGCUGAAAGGAUUAAACUCUUACCUUUCUCCAUCGCCAGGCUCCCUCAGCGCUGGGGAACUCUCCUCCCUCUUCCGAUGUCAUCCGCCGCAUGCGCGGCAUGAGCCACGCGCGCAUUCAAUCAGUCCAUAGGAAAGCAUUUCUCAAUUGAGCUGAAGUGGUCUGGGUGAAUAGUGGUCCUUUAAAGCCUAAAAUGUGUUGCCACUUAAAUUUAAAAGCUAGUGUAGUCAAUAGAGUAUAUUCAAAGCAUGGGCUUGUCACCAGUGGGGUACCUCAGGGAUCUGUACUUGGGCCCAUUCUCUUUAAUAUUUUUAUUAGUGAUAUUGCAGAAGGUCUUGAUGCUAAGCUAUUUUGGUAAUAUUUAUGACUAUCCUUAAAUUACACACAAGAGAUAUACCCACGUUGUAAUCCAAUAAAUAGCUCUGUACAAAUUAUGAUCGUCAAAUAAGGUUUUGAUUUUAUUCAUAUUAUUUGUGUCUGGGGCAUGUAUUCACAUGUUCAGCAGUAAAAGGGCAUAGUAAUAUAAUCUUUCAAUAAUACUACAAUGUUGAUUGUUUUUUCCUUUUUAUUCCAUUAAGAGCCCACAUGGAUACAGUACAAUUUUUUCCCCAAAAAUAUUGUAUCUGAAAUCACGCCAUGCACAGAACUAUAAUCACAGCAAAAGAGGAGUCUGACUUCGCCAUCCAUACAACAUAUUCAUCAAGCAACAUCAACGAGGAGGAAAAGCAAGAAGUUACAAAAUUCAUUUUCUAAAAGAGUUUCUGUUGUGUUGCAUCUGAAUUUGUAUCCAUGAGUCAGGAUAUUAACAGCAGAGGCUACUCAAAAAGGUGCCCUAAAAUACUUUUAACCACACAACCUUUCUCAAGAUAUUCAACCAAGUUCAAUAAACACAAUCCCAUAUAUAUAUAUAUAUAUAUAUAUAUAUAUAUAUAUAUAUAUAUAUAUAUAGACAUCGGGUAUAUAUGGACAGAUAUUUCACUGACCAUGUGUGGUAAUACAUAUAUCAGUUUAUAUACAUAUAGUGAAAAAUGCUCCCUCCUCCAGAAUAAAUUCUAUAUUGGAAAAGCACAAAUAGUAUCAACCUUCCAUUCCACUUACCAGCCAACCACUAAUUACCUAAUCAUUAAAUAGAAAUCACAACGCAUUGCAUUUUAAACAGUACACAUGGUUUUCUAUAAAUAUAUUGUGCCUGCAGUGUAGUUGUGACAUGCUUUUUAUAUGGUGUUCUUUAUAAAGAAAGUUGUAGAUAAAAUACAGUUUUGUUUUCUACAUAAAAUAUUAUUAUAUACAAUUUGAAAAGGGUAGGUUAUACCUUGAGCUAAUAAAUCAGAAAUAGUAUGUGCUGUAUUUCAACAGCCUUGCUUUCAUUGUCUUGUAAAAUAACUGUCACAUUUUUUAUAAUGAUUUUUACAUGUAUAUAUUACAUAGAAAGAUUCAAGAAAUAAAUUAAUCAUCCAAGAAAAAUCACUAUGGCAAAUCUAUUGCAAUUUUAUGAUUGCAGCAAUGUAAUAUCAGCCACGAAGAAGACUAUUUCCACGGAUGCAUAUUAAACUUUCUAGAAGAUGCUGUUGAAGUACAACAGUUUGUUUUGUUUGUUUUUUUAUUACCACAUUUUUUAAUGAAGAUUCUUUUCCUCACUACUUGAAAUAACCUUCCAUAAGCGAUUAUACAAUUUUACAACAUGAUUGGAGGCUUCCUAUUAUGCAGAAACUCUCUUUCCUAGCUCCACAGCAGUAAAGAAAACAUAUAGAAAAAAGAACCAGUGAAUCUGUAGCAAGGUAUAUAAGAGCCAUGGUGACCUAAGCACCUCCUCUUUCUUUGCUGCUCCUUCAGCAGACAGGUCAGAGUUUUUGGCUCUUCUCUAUUAUUGUAUAAUACUCAUUAUUAUGGCUCAUUAGUUUGGUUUUAUGUUUUAUCUACCUAUUCCUGUUAUUUUGUCCUUUCCUGUUACUGUUUAACUUUGUGCUUUUUGUGUAUUCCAUCUAUUCUGCAUCUUACUGCACUUUCCUUAUCCUUUUGUGUUGCUAUGGGUCUCCCUGCUCCCCUGGCCUGCUCUGUGUGCUGUUGGGAUUGGUGCUUCCUUUAGCUUGUUUUUCAGCCCUCACGCUGCUUUGUAUCCUUCCCACUGGGUUUACCCUCGGCCCCAUCCAUCCGUGACCUACCUCACUGCCGCGCCUGCUUUUGGUGCUCGGCGCUAGCCAGGACACGGCCUUCCCGGAUGACAGCCAUCUUGAAUCUCUCGAGAUCCAAGCGGCUAUUUUGUUUUUUUUAGCACUGCGAGUGCCGCAGUCUUUCCUCCCUCUUUCCCCUCAAGUGUGGAUUCUGCAUCACCCCUUGCAAACGAGGCUACCUCCAAGACAACCUGCAAUACUUACCUGGAUUGCCUGCUUAUCUGAACAAUGUGCUGCACUCCUUCCUGCUACUGGCUGGGGUCUUUCAGGUUAGUGUAUUCUGUCUGCUUACUAUUGUGGCCUGCACUUUAGGGUUCCAUACCCUGUGCACCUGGGAUGGAGCCCCCUUUAUACUAGUGCUGCCGAGUUGAGUCCCUCUGUCAUUGGUUGACAGUUAUUUUUUCAAUUAUUUUGGCCACCAUUACUAUACCCUGCUGGGGUCCCUAAUUAAUCCAUCACCUGAGUUACCCAUCUGUGCUUACACUGACCCCAGGCCUGAAGUUCUCCUCUAUUGUACAUCAAGACUUGGGGUCCCAGUCUCAGCAUUUUCUAUACUGUGUGGGUGAGCCCCAAUAUUAUUCGUACCAUGAUGGAAGAUUCCCAGACUACCCCUGUGGACUUACAAAAUAUGAUCAAUGCUGUGGUUGCUGCAUCUGUUGAGAAGGCACUCUCUAGGGCUUUUGCUUGGGACCUGACCCCGCUAAAUACUCCACAUCUUUUGCCAUUAUGAGUCGGACUCCAAUACCUCGGAUUCCCACACUAAAGACGAUGACUGGCAAGACGCAUUGGACAGGCGAGGGCGCUCGCCCCAAGCAAUUGAAAGGGAAAGCUCCCGCUAAACGUAGUAAGACAGCUUUGGCUGGUGCCCCUGCCCCAUGUCAUGCUUCUUCCUCAGACAAGAACCAAGCCUUCCCUCACUCCCUGUCCAUCCUGGCGAAUGGCAGGUGGAUGUUUCAGGCUCUGAUAAUGAUGAUUUGGGCUCGGGGACUAAAUCUAGUUCCACUUUUGUGCGUGAGACUUUCCUGGGUGAUCCCCAGAUAGAAGCAAGUGGCGGUCCCACAGAUGAGGACCUCCCCCCAUGACGCGGACACAAUUCUGGAUCUCACAGACCAGAAAAUGUUCGAUCCACGCAACAUCUGACACCACAGGUCUGGGGACUGGUCACCCCUGGACCACUUAUCUAAGUUUAUGCACUUAUGGCUCCAGAAACCUUUUGAGAAAGAGGUUCACAACCAGUUGAGAUCAGAAUGCCCACACCCUUCCCUACUGGAUAAGGUGGCUCAGAUGCCUGAAUUCGAUCAACUCAUGAUGACUUUCAUAGUGCGAGGUGGACGUGACCCCCUGUCAAGGUGGGGAGAAACUGCUGAACUCCAUCUGCCCAUUUUGAGUAUUAUGUAUUUGGUACACAAUGCCUUUAUGAGAGCUGACUUCUUUAACACCAGUGGGUUCACGAUAUACGUGAAUGGUCACAGAGAUGUUUCUGUUUCAUCGGAAACACCAGUCUGGCAGCACUCCUCUGUAUUGACAGAAAGUAGGCGGAGUUGGACGCCAAAGAGCUCGGACCCCAGGCACAAGGCAAACUCUUCAGUAAAGACUUCCUCAAGGAACUGAACAAGCGCAUGAAUGUGUUUACUUCUCUCAUAAAGGCGUAGACCUCAACGCAGAAGGUGUUCAAAAGCAACCCCACUAGAGGGUUUUUUGUCAGGGCUGGUCGACAGCAUGGUUAUGGUCUUUAGGCCCCCACUCCACCCAACCUCCACUGUUCUUUUUUUUUUUUUUAUUCUUUAUUUCUGAAUGACAUGCAAUAUACAAUGACAGGAAUGGUAUAGCAUCUUACUUUCACAUCCAAUUAGUAUAAGUAUCCAAUCGACAUAUAGUAAGGCAAUUCACCGAUUACAAAACACAUGGAGUGCCAGUAGGGUGCAUCACAUCAACCAUUACAUAUAAAGUUUGCAAGUUAUCAGUCACAAUUUUUGGUAGUGAUUAUCCCCCAAAAUAUAUGGGAGAGAAACAGAAGUAAAGAGAAUAGAGAGAAAUUAAGAAUAUAUAGAGUGAGAAGGGUAGAGUGGGG